GGGGUGAAGCCUGCCAGCUACAACAAGGUUGUGGAUCCUGAAAUCAAGGAGAUUAUUGGCGAGUGCAUCUGCCAAAAGAAAGAGGAGCGGUGAGUGACUGUACACCAAGGUGCCCCACCGUUCUUCCGCACCUCGCCUCACCUGCCCACGUCCUAUCACCACAGCGAUGGUAGUCGGGGCUCUCAACAACAUUGCAAGCUCCCCUCCCGAUCUGUAGGGUGGCCUCUGCUAAGUUGAAUAAUAAUUGGUUUGAUACAGAGGAGAAAAUAUCCCUUAGAACCCCCUCUGUGGCAUGUUUUCAUACUGAGGUUUUUGUGUGCUGUGCUCUCUGUCCUUGUCCUGGCAGCUAAUAAACGGAGGGUAUUCUUAGAUGAGGGCUUAUCCUGUUCUUAUGGCUGUGUCCAGACGGGAACACUGAAAACGUUGGUGCUCAGCAGAGCCUUUGUUUUUCAGCUCCUGCAUGACAUAACUACUGAAUUAGGCUAGAUUCAUUGGGUCACUUUCGUCUCAUUAAUUUAUAUUUAAUUUUGGCCUUAUCUCUAAAAUGACAACAGACGGUCACAGUUGGUGCCAUGCCAUGUUAUCACAGUGGUGAAGGGUUGUUUUUCUUGUUCCUUUCUCCAAGGUACUCCAUAAAGGACCUGCUGAACCAUGCCUUCUUUGCGGAGGACACAGGGGUGCGGGUGGAGCUGGCCGAGGAGGAUGAUGGGAAGAAGGCAGCCAUCGCCCUAAAGCUGUGGGUGGAAGACCCCAAGAAGCUGAAAGGGAAGUACAAGGAGAGCGGAGCGAUUGAGUUCACCUUUGAACUGGAGAAAGAGACCCCAGAGUGCGUGGCCCAAGAGAUGGUAAGAUGGAUGGUUGAUUAUAUGGGUGGAUUUUAGCAUUAGACUGGUUGAACAGACAUUCCAAUCCAAGGUGGCAUAUGAAUUUGACUUGAAUAAGAAUAUAUUUUAGAAUUUCUGAUUCUUUGAUCCUCAUCACAAUAUUUCUCAAGUCAGUGUUUUUGUCAUUAUUCAUCAAAUGUAACCAUGUUGGGUUACUUGUUGUGUAGGGCAGCAGAGGACUGUGUGGAGUCCAGGCAGACAGUGUGCCAACAGUGCUCCGAUCUCAUCAGGGAACGUGCCCUCAUGCAGAUUGGCAUUGAUACACUUAGCACUUCCAGGAAUCCAGUGAUUGGGGUUUUAUUUGUUCUUUCUGUUUACUUGUUUUUGUCCAACGAAUGUCCACCAUCAGAUAAGAGCUGGUCAUACCUUGUGAUAAAACACUGGGCCAGAGAGGCAGCAUAUUUAUCUCUUUGUACUUAAUUAACCCAGCGAUAAGAUUAGAGUGCUCAGGCCCUUGGUGUGGUUUUAUCUUUCUGAUGGACCCAGCUACUGUUUUCUCCUGCAGAUUGUUCUCAGACCCCACAUCUAACUUGUUUCAGACUUUGUCCAAGCUGUUUAAGUGUAAACAGGUAUGGGCUUUAUACCAGGUUGAGGAGCACUGGGCUAAAACACUGCCUCUGUAGUGAAAAUAGAGAUCGCCUCACUGGAUGCCUGCAGAUGGCGAACAGGGUUAUAGAGUGCAAAAGUAGAGUAGUGGAUUCGGCUGUUUCAGUCACACCCGUUGCUGACAGGUGUAUAAAAUCAAGCACACGGCCAUGCAAUCUCCAUGACAAACAUUGGCAUUAGAAUGGCCUUACUGAAGAGAUCAGUGUCUUUCAACGUGGAACCGUCAUAGGAUGCCACCUUUCCAACAAGUCCUCAACCCAUCGAACACCUUUGGGAUGAAUUGGAACGCUGACUGCGAUGAUUUUGGAAUGAGAUGUUCGAAUAGGUGUCCACAUACUUUUGGUCAUUUAGUGUACCACUGUGGUGUUAAUUGUAGAAAAGGAUAAGUUUUGGCCUGGGUUAACUCUGUCUGUUUGUCCUCUUCUGUUGUGUCCUGACUUUUCAAAACAGCCAUGAGCAGACUUGUCUUUAUUUGUAUUCUUCUUCAUAUCUCAUUGUGAAGGUCACUAGAGAUGUGCCUGGUUUGAAUCUCUCUUCUCGUGCCUCAGCAUCACUGUCUAUUCCGUCAAGUCAGGAUGAACAUCCACUAACCAUUGUCAUUGUGUUUGACCAUGUCUGGGUGACCUGCAUUUUAUUGUUGUCUGUGUUUGUAUUAGUGAGCUCAUGUGUUUCUGUAUGGUGUUUUUAAGCUGUAAAUAUAGUGUUUAUUUUACCCUGUAGGCUAUUUGUGUGAGUGGGACAGGCUUGGGUUUGUGUGUGCUUUACCAUAGUUUUGUGUGUGUUCAGUUUGUUAAGCUUUGCUUUUGUUAAUGGGCCAGGCUGUCGUGAGUGUUCAUUUCUGUUGUGAAUGGGUCAGGCUGCAGUGCUUAGUGUUACUGAGAGUCAGGGCCAUCGAUUAUUUUGUCAGACAGCAAGCUGACCUGCUUUCCUCCCUCCAUCUCUCAAUGCUGGAGACAUUUUAAAGUCUUGCUGUAACGGUCGUUUUUGAGGAGAGAGGGAGAAUGUGGCCCACAGUACAAUGAGGAUGCACUGUCGGCACUCCCCAUCUCCAAUCACCCCUUGUCCCACUUCAAUGACUAAUUUCUCUACAGACGUGCACCAUGGGAGAUGUAGUUUAUCUUCAUCGAUGGGGCUCUUGUCUCCGGUCGUGCACUCUGCUACUCAGCGAGUGGAAACGAUGCCUCCUUAGGCUUCUUUGGUUUCUUAUUCAGGGCAUGGUUUAUGACAUGUUUUAUUCAGUUUUGUGUUGAUUAAAUGACUACAUAUUAAAUUACUGUGAACAACGGUCUUAAAAGCAAAAUUAUCGUAUUGUUAAAGAUAUGGGACACGUACUCAAUGAAAUUAAUACAUUUGCCAGCCUGUGCCAAAACAGAAAGCAUUUUGAAACGUUUUAUGGCAGGUUCAGGCCAUAAUUCCUAUUUAAUUCCAAACCUCCUUAAAAAAAAAACUCCUUAUUUUACACUUCCAUCUCUUCCCAUGGUCUAAAUCAAGGGUCGGCAACAGGCCAAAACCGCCCUGCUAGUUCUUUUAAUUUUAUGAAUUUUUUUGGUGGCCCCCCCCCCCUAAGUUUUUAGUAAACACUAAAUUAUAACAGCAAAAAAACAUUUAGGAAAUCUGUUCCCAAGUAUCCCCACAAAUAAAGAGCUGUGAUUGGUAUCAAGGUAUGAAAAGGUUAUUUUCAAAUACAAUCUCUGUUUGGUAGUGCUGAGCUUUUUGAGGUCGGUUCAGUUUCAAUAUUUUUUAAAACAUUAAAUGCUCUAUGCAUUAUGUGGGUUGAAUGCUGUAAACAACACAGAAUAAAACAAUUAAUAAAAGUCCCAUGAUGGUAGUGACUGCCCAUUACUACUUAUUAACUAUUUAUUCACAUUACUUUACUUUAAUAAAAUAUUUCAGUUGUGUAUAUUACAUGUAUUUUAUUUGAUGACUAUUAUUUCAUUCCAAGUCAUCUCAUCUCUAUAGAGCUUCUGCCUGUGCUGUCUGACAAAAUUACUAUUUUUUUAUUUUUAAGUAAAUAAGGCAUACGUUUAUGACUUUAUUUUCAAGUAGAGAGCAGUUGCUUCGGGAGUUCUCUUUCGAUCACGCAUUCUUCUGUUUUUUUCGUAGGAGGGUAAAAAACACAGACUGGACAAUGGAUUAUGGUCUUUGUAGUUAAUUACCACGUUUUCCUACUACAUCACACAGUUCGUGCUUGAUUGAAUUUAUCUCUAGAGAAACUGUGUAUUGUGCACAUUGAGUGCACAAAUAAAUGAUUGAACCGAUGUUAGUCAAUUAGUUGUUUAAAAACCAAAAAAUAACUGACAUUUCGGUUAAUCGCUCAGUACUGCUGUUUGGGCUUAAUUAUGGUCAAUUUGCAGUGUACAAAUUAUUAUAAAUAUGUUCCAGCCCCCCGACUAUUUGCUCCGAUUAAAAAUCGGCCUGCGGCUGAAUCUAGUUGCCUACCCCCUGGUGUUAAAUGCACCUGUCCUGUAUCCUGUCUUAUUCCACACAGAGGCAGACUAUUCUCUCUGAACCCUCUGAACCCAGCUGCUGACAGAGUAUUUUUUUCCCCAUCCUCAAAAUAGAUUCUCCAUCUCUUCCCCUUCCUGCUCUCUCUCCCUCUCUCUCUCUCGCUCCCUCCUCCCGUCUCUCUCCUGUUUUCUCUCCUCUUCCUCUAACACAUUGACUCUAAAAAUACUCUUCUUUCUACACUCCUCUCUCCCCGACAGGUGGAAUCCGGGUUCUUCCAUGAGAGUGAUGCUAAGAUCGUGGGGAAGUCUAUCCGAGACCGUGUAGCGCUGAUCAAAUGGAGGAGGGAGAGGACCGUAUCGGCCGGACCCCCAGUGGGCCAGGGAGAGGCAGGACUCGGGGCCCAGGCAGCCCCAGCCCAGGGGGCCUCUGCUGGGGCUACGCAAGCAGGACAGCCCCCUCUGCUGGAGCCUGAGGAGCCAGAGGCAGACCAGCACGCCAGGCUGUGUAACCUUCCGGCCAGCGCCACCUCUGUCACAUGUGAGACACCACUGACAUGAAACGUGUGAAACCCCACAAGACUUACACCUCCCCCUGUCACAUACACAUACAUUUGACACCGUGCUCUCUGUUUGUGUCACGCGGUGGAAUUGGUCUUUGACAGUAGAGUUUGUAUUAUACGGUGGUUUGUGCUUGUUUACAGUGGGGGAAAAAAGUAUUUAGUCAGCCACCAAUUGUGCAAGUUCUCCCACUUAAAAAGAUGAGAGGCCUGUAAUUUUCAUCAUAGGUACACGUCAACUAUGACAGACAAAAUUAGGGGAAAAAAUCCAGAAAAUCACAUUGUAGGAUUUUUUAUGAAUUUAUUUGCAAAUUAUGGUGGAAAAUAAGUAUUUGGUCAAUAACAAAAGUUUCUCAAUACUUUGUUAUAUACCAUUUGUUGGCAAUGACACAGGUCAAACGUUUUCUGUAAGUCUUCACAAGGUUUUCACACACUGUUGCUGGUAUUUUGGCCCAUUCCUCCAUGCAGAUCUCAUCUAGAGCAGUGAUGUUUUGGGGCUGUCGCUGGGCAACACGGACUUUCAACUCCCUCCAAAGAUUUUCUAUGGGGUUGAGACCUGGAGACUGGCUAGGCCACUCCAGGACCUUGAAAUGCUUCUUACGAAGCCACUCCUUCGUUGCCCGGGCGGUGUGUUUGGGAUCAUUGUCAUGCUGAAAGACCCAGCCACGUUUCAUCUUCAAUGCCCUUGCUGAUGGAAGGAGGUUUUCACUCAAAAUCUCACGAUACAUGGCCCCAUUCAUUCUUUCCUUUACACAGAUCAGUCGUCCUGGUCCCUUUGCAGAAAAAACAGCCCCAAAGCACCCAUGCUUCACAGUAGGUAUGGUGUUCUUUGGAUGCAACUCGGCAUUCUUUGUCCUCCAAACACGACGAGUUGAGUUUUUACCAAAAAGUUCUAUUUUGGUUUCAUCUGACCAUAUGACAUUCUCCCAAUCCUCUUCUGGAUCAUCCAUAUGCACUCUAGCAAACUUCAGACGGGCCUGGACAUGUACUGGGUUAAGCAGGGGGACACAUCUGGCACUGCAGGAUUUGAGUCCCUGGCGGCGUAGUGUGUUACUGAUGGUAGGCUUUGUUACUUUGGUCCCAGCUCUAUGCAGGUCAUUCACUAGGUCCCCCCGUGUGUUUCUGGGAUUUUUGCUCACCGUUCUUGUGAUCAUUUUGACCCCACGGGGUGAGAUCUUGCGAUCUCUCCAGAUCGAGGGAGAUUAUCAGUGGUCUUGUAUGUCUUCCAUUUCCUAAUAAUUGCUCCCACAGUUGAUUUCUUCAAACCAAGCUGCUUACCUAUUGCAGAUUCAGUCUUCCCAGCCUGGUGCAGGUCUACAAUUUUGUUUCUGGUGUCCUUUGACAGCUCUUUGGUCUUGGCCAUAGUGGAGUUUGGAGUGUGACUGUUUGAGGUUGUGGACAGGUGUCUUUUAUACUGAUAACAAGUUCAAACAGGUGCCAUUAAUACAGGUAAUGAGUGGAGGACAGAGGAGCCUCUUAAAGAAGAAGUUACAGGUCUGUGAGAGCCAGAAAUCUUGCUUGUUUGUAGGUGACCAAAUACUUAUUUUCCACCAUAAUUUGCAAAUAAAUUCAUUAAAAAUCCUACAAUGUGAUUUUCUGGAGAAAACAUUUCUCAAUUUGUCUGUCAUAGUUGACGUGUACCUAUGAUGAAAAUUACAGGCCUCAUCUUUUUAAGUGGGAGAACUUGCACAAUUGGUGGCUGACUAAAUACUUUUUUUCCCCACUGUAUUUGUGUUUGAGUAACCUCUCUCUCGCUGUCACGUUGUACCUUUGACAGUAGAGUUUGUGUGUAAAGACUAACCCCCAAUCUUUGUAUGUCUGUAGCAGACAGUACGUUUGACAGCGGCCUGGGCUCUGCUGUGUAUUCUGACUCCCACAGCAGCCAGCACAAUGUCCUCUACCAGUCCCUAGUGGAGCCCAUCACCAUGGCAAUACAGCAGGUCUGUACCACACACACUCAGGGCAUGUGCACUAUACACAGGGUCAUUAUCAUAAAUGUACACCACACAUACACGCAUAACUAAUACACACACACUCACACACAGGACAUAACAUACAUGCACUCUACGCACAUUGAGCACGUGCACAUACAGUAUGUCCUCAUUUGCAUAGUAAUACCCAUCACAUGCAUAUGUAUGUGGCAAAUGCUCACACACGUAUGGAUCCUCAUUGAUUUACAAAUGUAAUAACAUAGGCACAUUUUAUGUUUAUGGCCAACCUAAAGAUUUACUGCAUCUCAUUUGCUCAGAUUUCUCCAAUUAAUCUCCAUCCUAUUCCAUUUUCAUGUUUUUAUUGUGUGUAUGUGUUGAAUUUUUUUCAUCAGUUUUUGGUUGUGGAUUGUGUGUAAAGUGUCGUUUUAAGUAACAUGUGUUUUGCCUGUGGGUCCCUGUAUGGGCUCAGCGUCAGCGACGUGGUCUGUAUUUGGCUUCAGCACACCCCCGCUCCUGUGAAAGGGGCGAGGGGUGGAAAGGAGCCCUGGGACCUGAGCUCCGAGUGGGGGCAGGAGCAGCGGCACGGAGAGGGAGUGCAUCGGUCAUUGACACUCUAAGAGGCAACAAAAUCACUCUUCAUAUGCUCCUGCAACCUCUGACCUCUGGGCCCUGCAGCCCACAGAGAGCUGCCAGUCCCGCCCCCACAUCACCAGACAACCAAACAGACAGCAGCCCCUCUGAGUUCCGCUCCGAGGCAGAGGACGGCUUCCCUUCUCCGAGUGCUUUGCCUGCCCCCCUCCUCCUGGCCCCCCCUGCCCCCACACACUAUGAGGCUCGACGUCAUAGUGACUCUUCUGUGGAAUCCCAGACAUUGGAAGCCACCAAUGCGAGCAGGGUUAAGUCUGUGUCAGGGGGGCGGAGGCACUCAGACCUCGGCACCCUGAUGAGUCUAAACUCUGCCCAUCAUCACCACCAAGGUGUGCCCAGAAAGCACCUCUGCCAGGCCUGCUUGUCUCUGCUGCUGCUGAAGUCACGGGGGGAGGGGCACAAGCAACAGCACAUCGCCUUUCCUUUUCCACUACACCCCUGUGGGACGGCGACAACCGCAGGGUCAGGUGGGGUGAAAGGUCAAAGUCACAUAGGAAGUGACUGCUCUGACCUCUUCUUACUACAAAAGAACCUGAUGAACAUCAUCAGCCGUAAAACCACCCCAUCCAACCAGGGCCAACCCUCCCUCCUCCACCUGCCUGCAGCCCAGCAGCCUGCCCGGAGCUAUGGGGAUGGGAGUCUGAAGUUACCCCAGAGAGGCAGCUUCAGUGGUGGCCACACAGCACCCCCUCUGGCCAAGCCCACACAGGACCGCAGGGCCAGCUACUGCGCUGGGGAGCACCGAGCUACCGAGCCCCCGGGAGUGGUAGGUCAUCUCACAAUGGUCUGAAGUGGCUUUUGCUCAGUGUCUUCUUUCCUUCAUCUGCACUGAACUAACAAAGGAUAGGUGAAAGUAAUAUGGUGGAUGCCAACAACUAAUUUGCUUUCACCUGUCCAAUUCCUUGAUGUCAGUGCAGAUGGGGUAAAGCAGGUGAGGAGAGGAAGUUACUUUAGACUAUUGAGAUAGUCCCCGACCCUCAGCUCAGCCUGUAGAGCUGAUUCCUGUAGACUUCACUCUCUGCUUAAACCUGUAGAAGGGGCUCUGUUUUACUGCUGUCAUAGGACUGGACCCUGCUCUCUCUUCCGCUCAGCUUCAAACUACCAUAGAAGUCCAUGGUUCUACUGGUGCGCUUUGGGACAAGCUGGUUCUCUGGAGGACCAUAGAUACUGCUGACUGACUAACUCUCUAACCCGCUGCCAACUUGAGCUGGCCUGUUAAUGUCUUCUCUUUAUGCUUUACUGACCGAAUGCCAGAACGCAAAACCCAUCCUUCUACACCCGCUCAUAUCACCUUGCCCAUGGAAAGUCCUCAGUGAAUUAACAGAUGGCUGCUGCAAACCAAGGGAAUGAAUGAUGCUGUGUCCCCUCUAACCUCCCAUAACCCCUCUUCCCCUUCCCCUACCUCCUUAUUGUAGUGCACACCUGCUGCCUCUUCUGUUAACCCUGCCAUUGUCUGGGUGUUUUUAAAAUUGUUAUUUUAAUCCUUCAGCCACUCAUUAUCAUUGACAUCCUGUGUAUUUUGGCUCAUAUUGGUUUUUCUCUUAUAGAGGAUGUCUAUCUAUAUUGUUCCAAGUUUGUAGAUUCAGAUAUUUAGAUGUAUUCAUUCAUUCAGAAAUAUUUUACAUCACUGUCAAAUACAGUAACUUUUAACGGGGGCCUAAAAGCACCCCCAAUGUCUCUGUCUGUCCUUUAACAAGUCUCUCUCUCUCUCUCCUCUCAGCCCAGUGCUGUGCACACAUUGCUCCAGAACCAUGCAUCUCUCCAGGGCCAGCCUGCUUCCGCCCCGGCCCUGCACACCCCCCUGCAAUACCUCCAGCCUGGCCACAGCUACCCCACCAUUCCCCUGGUCACUCAACAGAUGCCCACCACAGCCAGCUUCUCAGCUGCAGCUCUGCAGCACACCCCAGCCUCAGCAAGUUACUCGGCAUCAAACAUGCCUCUGCAACAGAAUCAUUCUGGACAAAGCUACCCAGCUCCACUUCAGCAACAGACAGCAACAGCAGCAAGUUAUACAACUGCAAAUGUACCACUUCAACAGCCUGCAGCAAGCUUUUCAGCGACAACCAUGCCCCUGCAGCAGCCGCACACAGCAGCAACAAUUCCAAUCCAGCGGACACCAACUCCACAGAGUUAUGUUGCUCCAGCUCUGCAACAGUCGACUCAAACUGCAGCGAGCUACGCAGCUCCAGUGGAGCAUCUCCAACAGACUGCACCCACACAGAGCUAUGCAUCUGUAGCCCCAACUGUGGUCCACACAGUACCUAUACCCAGUCUCCCUACUCGGGAACCCAGUGUAGCAACACAGCCUCUAGCUGCUGUUGUGCCUCCCCCAGUCCAGCCUUGCCCAGCCCCACACAGCCUCUCAGACAAAGCCAUGCCUCCCAUUCUGCAGCCAGGCCAGUCUAGUCCCAUGUAUCACAGCCAACAGACAGUGCAGGUCCCCAUUCAGCAGCAACACAGCCAGCAAAUGGCACAGACCACGGUCCAACAGGCUAGUCCCAUACAUCACAGCCAACAGACUGUCCAGGUCCCCAUUCAGCAGCACAGCCAACAGACUGUGCAGGUCCCCCUACCCCAACACAGCCAGCCAAUGGCCCAGCCUACUGUCCAACAGGCUCCAGUUGUCCAGCGCUACCAGUCACCUGCCCAUACUGUGCAGCAAGGUUCAACCCUCCAGAGUUACCCUACUUCUGUACCCCUGAUGGGGCAACAGAACUCUGCUUCACAGAGCUACCCACCCAUAGCCCCACAGGCUGCAACGGUGCAAGGCUACACAUCACUCCAAUCCAGUGUGAUGGGUCAGGCCUAUCCAUCUGCUCUGGCUCCACAGCAGGCCGCAGCCCCACAGACCUACCCAGUGGCCCCCAUAGUGCAACAACAGACUGGGACUACUGCUCCUACUGCACAGCACAGCCAGGCCCAGGCAGCCCCACUACCCACAGGCCAGCAGGUGAGGUCAAUAUGAAGUUGAAGGAGUCUUCAGUAACUUAGCAAGUUGCCCAAUUUUCAACCUGACCCCUGCCCUCUGGGCACUUGUGGACAAUUGAGAGGAUUCAGUGGAGCUGUUCUCUUCAUGGAGUGCUUAAGGCUAGGGGUCGAUAUGUAGUUGAGCAGUAAUUACCUCUCCCCGGCCAAAGCUAACCUGAUGGAGAGUAACUGCCCAGUACAGUGCUCCCCUUUUUGAGUGAAGUUUCAGUUCUCUGACCCUGUGUUUUCAUUUCUCAUAGUACCAACUCUAUCUCUACAACCCAGCUUUCCUGAACCAGGUAGAUCUCCCUUCCUCUCAAUACACACUGUCAAAAUCACCUGAAUAACACUGUCGGAGGGAGAGAAAACAAAUACACUGUGCGUCCUUUGUGUCAGAUGAACAAUGUUUAUUUAUGACAAUACUGUUGUUGGUUUGCCUGUCUGUUUGUUUAGAUGCUCCUGGGAUGAGGACUUUAGGUUUGUUUAGAUGCUCCUGGGAUGAGGACGUUAGGUUUGUUUAGGUGCUCCUGGGAUGAGGACGUUAGGUUUGUUUAGGUGCUCCUGGGAUGAGGACUUUAGGUUUGUUUAGGUGCUCCUGGGAUGAGGACGUUAGGUUUGUUUAGGUGCUCCUGGGAUGAGGACGUUAGGUUUGUUUAGGUGCUCCUGGGAUGAGGACGUUAGGUUUGUUUAGGUGCUCCUGGGAUGAGGACGUUAGGUUUGUUUAGAUGCUCCUGGGAUGAGGACGUUAGGUUUGUUUAGGUGCUCCUGGGAUGAGGACGUUAGGUUUGUUUAGGUGCUCCUGGGAUGAGGACGUUAGGUUUGUUUAGGUGCUCCUGGGAUGAGGACGUUAGGUUUGUUUAGAUGCUCCUGGGAUGAGGAUGUUGGGUCAAUCACAGAGCCAGUAGUAGUGGUUUCUUCUGAGCGUGGCCAAACGGAGACAUAAUGGAAAACUAUAAUGAAAACAAUAAUAGUGCCUUUAUCCCCGCUGCAUCUGCCAGCUCCGCAGUCCCUCAGGCCUGUUCUGUGUCUGUGGAGUGUGCUGCAGUAACAGCCACAUAUACUGGCUGACUCCAGGCACAAGGACAGGAUGGGAAAUGUGAGCCUGAUUCUGAUUCGGGUCAAUAGCAGGAAAAGCAGAUAUCCAAUUGAGAGAUGUAACCAGAGACUCUCUCUCUCUCUCUCUCUCUCUCUCUCUCUCUCUCGUCUGUCCUGUCUGUCUGUCCUGUCUGUCUGUCUCGUUCUCUCUCUCUCUGUCUGUGUGCCUGUGUGUUUCGUUCUCUCUCUCUCUCUGUCUGUGUGUUUCGUUCUCUCUCUCUCUCUGUCUGUGUGUUUCGUUCUCUCGCGCUCUCUCUGUCUCUCUCUCUCUCUCUCUCUCUCUCUCUCUCUCUGUCUGUCUGUGUCUGUGUGUUUCGUUCUCUCUCUCUCUCUCUCUCUCUGUCUGUCUGUGUGUUUCGUUCUCUCUCUUGUUCGCACUCUCGUACUCUGUCUGUAGAAUCUCCCUGCGGGUCAAAGCCUUCCCCAGCACCACCAAUCAUUAUGUAGUCUGCCUGCCCAGGCACUGCCUCCUCAGCAGCCAUUGGCUCAGGCCUCUGUCCCUCUGCAGUUGCAGCCACUACAGAUGUCCACUUCUCUGCCACCAACACACCUUUCCCAGGUAACCCCUCCCUCUCAAUUUCACUGCUACCUGGGAUGGAUUGUCCUUUAUUCACUGUCUCUCUUUUUUUGGUACCAUACUGUAUGUAGCCAACUCUAUGUACGUAGAUGUGCUAAUUACAUUUGGCCACUAAAGUUGAUCUUUUUAAACUGUUGACCUCUCAAGCUUAGAGGACUUUGGUUCUUAGUUGAGUAUAGCUUGGGGUAUCUCUUGCUUUGUGUCUAAUGGCAUACUAUACCCAAUAUAGUGCAGUGCUUUGGUCAAAAGCUGUGCACUAUAUUAGGAAUAUGGUAUUUUUUGCAAUUUGCCUUUUGCUUGCCUGAUCGGUUUGCAGUAUAGAACAUAAUUGGAAAUGCUAAUGGGUUCCAUACUCCAGACCCUGGUGUCUGAUUGCUUUCAUAUUCUACCCUUUUCUUCUCCUCCUCCCAGUUUCCCUCACCGUAUCCCAACAUCCAAGUGGUGACCUCUCUGGCUGGAUGUGACUCCUACCCUCACCCCUGCCCUGUUCCCCAGUCCUACCCCUCCUCCACUGCCCCCUCUCUGCCCCCUCUCUACCUCUCCCCAGGCCAGCCUGCCACUCUGCCCCCCUCUGUCUCGCCCCUCGCCACCCUGCAUAUAGGGAAUGCUCUGGUGCCGCCCACCUCAGUGCCCUUGAUACCCUCACCCAAAACCCUGCUGGCCAUGGCAGCACCCACACUGCCACAGCACCUGCAGAUGUACCCCGCUGUUUUGCAACAGUGUGUUAUGCCACAUACACAGCCACACACACAGCUCCCCACUCACACACACCCUGACUCACUGCCUGAACAACAGAACACACAACUGCAGAAUACACACCACAAGAACCCAAACCCUGCUGCCGUAUCCCUACCUGUUCAACACAACACACACCCCACAUACUCACACCCUGCCGCUGCACCUGAGCUUGCUCUGCACAGCUCGCAGCCAUUAAGACAGGUAAAUAUGCAGUGCCUUCAGAAGGUAUUCAUACCCCUUAAUGUAUUCCACAUUUUGUUGUUACAGCCUGAAUUCAAAAUUGAUUAAAUAUAUUUUUUUCUCUCACCCAUCUACCCAAAUACAUACAUACCUAAUUUGCAUAAAGUUUUCACACUCCUGAGUCAAUACUUCGUAGAAGAACCUUUGGUAGCGAUUACAGCUGUGAGUCUUUCUGGGUAAGUCUCUAAGGGCUUUCCACACCUGGAUUGUGCAAUGUAAAAUUCUUCAAGCUCUGUCAAGUUGGUUGUUGAUCAUUGCAGCCAUUUUCAAGUCUUGCCAUAGAUUUUCAAGUAGAUUUACAUUACCAGUCAAAAGUUUUAGAACACCUACUCAUUCCAGGUUUUUUCUUUAUUUUUACUAUUUUCUACAUUGUAGAAUAAUAGUGAAGACAUCAAAACUAUGAAAUAACACAUGGAAUCAUAUAGUAACCAAAAAAGUGUUAAACAAAUCAAAAUAUAUUUUAUAUUUGAGAUUCUUCAAAGUAGCCACCCUUUGCCUUGCUGACAGCUUUGCACACUCUUGGCAUUCUCUCAACCAGCUUCAUGAGGUAGUCACCUGGAAUGCAUUUCAAUUAACAGGUGUGCCUUGUUAAAAGUUAAUUUGUGGAAUUUCUUUCCUUCUGAAUGCAUUUGAGCCAAUCAGUUGUGUUGUGACAAGGUAGGGGGGGUAUACAGAAGAUAGCCCUAUUUGGUAAAAGACCAAGUCCAUAUUAUGGCAAGAACAGCUCAAAUAAGCAAAGAGAAACUACAGUCCAUCAUUACUUUAAGACAUGAAGGUCAGUUAAUCCGGAAAAUUUCAAGAACUUUGAAAGUUUCUUCAAGUGCAGUCGCAAAAACCAUCAAGCGCUAUGAUGAAACUGACUCUCAUGAGGACCGCCACAGGAAAGGAAGACCCAGAGUUACCUCUGCUGCAGAGGAUAAGUUCAUUAGAGUUAACUGCACCUCAGAUUGUAGCCCAAAUAAAUGCUUCACAGAGUUCAAGUAGCAGACACAUCUCAACAUCAACUGUUCAGAGGAAACUGCGUGAAUCAGGCCUUCAUGGUCGAAUUGCUGCAAAGAAACCACUACUAAAGGACACCAAUAAGAAGAAGAGACUUGUUUGGGCCAAGAAACACGAGCAAUGGACAUUAGACCGGUGGAAAUCUAUCCUUUGGUCUGAUUCCAACCGCUGUGUCUUUGUGAGACGCAGAGUAGGUGAAUGGAUGAUCUCCGCAUGUGUGGUUCCCACCGUGAAGCAUGGAGGAGGAGGUGUGGUGGUGCUUUACUGGUGACACUGUGAUUUAUUUAGAAUUCAAGGCACACUUAACCAGCAUGGCUAUCACAGCAUACUGCAGCGAUACGCCAUCCCAUCAGGUUUGUGCUUAGUAGGACUAUCAUUGGUUUUUCAACAGGACAAUGACCCAAUACACCUCCAGGCUGUGUAAGGGCUAUUUGACCAAGAAGGCGAGUGAUGGAGUGCUGCAUCAGAUGACCUGGCCUCCACAAUCACCCGACCUCAAAACCCAAUUGAGAUGGUUUGGGAUGAGUUGGACCGCAGAGUGAAGGAAAAGCAGCCAACAAGUGUUCAGCAUAUGUGGGAACUCCUUCAAGACUGUUGGAAAAGCAUUCCUUAUGAAGCUGGUUGAGAGAAGGCCAAGAGUGUGCAAAGCUGUCAUCAAGGCAAAGGGUGGCUACUUUGAAGAAUCUAAAUAUUUAUAUUUGAUUUGUUUAACACUUUUUGGGUUACUAGAUGAUUCCAUAUGUGUUAUUUCAUAGAUUUGAUGUCUUCACUAUUAUUCUACAAUGUAGAAAAUAGUAAAAAUAAAGAAAAACCCUUGAAUGAGUAGGUGUGUCCAAACUUUUCACUGGUACUGUAAGUCAAAACUGUAUCUCGGCCACUCAGGGACAGUCACUGUCUUCUUGGUAAGCAACUCCAGUGUAGAUUAGGCCUUGUGUUUUAGGUUAUUGUCCUGCUGGCUGAACUCCAGUGUAGAUUUGGCCUUGUGUUUUAGGUUAUUGUCCUGCUGAAAGGUGAAUUUAUCUCCCAGAGUCUGGUGGGAAGCAGACUGAACCAGGUUUUCCUCUAGGAUUUUGCCUUUGCUUAGCUUCAUUCCGUUUCUUUUUUAUCCUGAAAAACUCCCCAGUCCUUAGUGAUUACAAGUAUACCCAUAAUAUGACUAUGCUUGGAAAUAUGGAUGGUGGUACUCAGUAAUGUGUUGAAUUGUAUUUGCCCCAAACAUAACAUUUGUAUUCAGGACAAAAAGUUAAUUGCUUUACCACAUUUUUUGCAGUAUUACUUUAGUGCCUUUUUUCAAACAGGAUGAUAUGUUUUGGAAUAUGUAACUACAAUGUUGUUGAUCCAUUCUUAGUAUUAUCCUAUCACAGCCAUUUAACUCUGUAACUGUUUUAAAGUCACCACUGGCCUCAUGGUGAAAUCCCUGAGCGGUUUCCUUCCUCUCUGGCAACUGUGUUAGGAGAGACGCCUGUAUCUUUGUAGUGACUGGGUGUAUUGAUAAACCAUCAAAAGUGUAAAUAAUAACUUCACCAUGCUCAAAGGCAUAUUCAAUGUAUUUUUUUAUUUGUAUCCAUCUACCAAUGGAUGCUCUUCUUUGCGAGGCAUUGGAAAACCUCCCUGGUCUUUGUGGUUGAAUCUGUGUUUGAAAUUCACAGCUUGAUUGCGGGACCUUACAGAUCAUUGUAUGUGUAGGGUACAGAGAUGAGGUAGUCAUUCAAAAAUCAUGUUAAACACUAUUAUUGCACACAGUGAGUCCAUGCAACUAUUAUGACUUGUUAAGCAAAUGUUUUAUCCUGAACUUAUUUAGGCUUGCCAUAACAAAGCGGUUGAAUAGGUAUUGACUUGACAUUUUAGCUUUUCAUUUUUAAUUAACUAAUUAAAUUUCUAAAAACAUAAUUCCACUUUGACAUUAUGGGAUAUUGUGUGUAGGCCAGUGAAAACAAAUCUCAAUUUAAUCAAUUUUAUAUUCAGGCUGUAACACAACAAAAUGUGGAAAAAAAUCAAGGGGGUUGAAUACUUUCUGAAGGCACUGUAAGAGGGCUGGAAUUGAACAAAGGUUUUUGUGGUAUAACGGGAGUCGGGAACCGCAUCUGUGUUUUUGCAUACCUACAGUUGAAGUCGGAAGUUUACAUACACCUUCGCCAAAUACAUUUAAACUCAGUUUUUCACAAUUCUUGACAUAAUCCUAGUAAAAAGUCCCUGUCUUAGGUCAGUUAGGAUCACCACUUUAUUUUAAGAAUGUGAAAUGUCAGAAUAAUAGUAGAGUGAUUUAUUUCAGCUUUUAUUUCUUUCAUCACAUUCCCAGUGGGUCAGAAGUUUACAUACACUCAAUUAGUAUUUGGUAGCAUUGCCUAUAAAUUGUUUAACUUGGGUCAAACGUUUUGGGUAGCCUUCCACAAGCUUCCCACAAUAAGUUGGGGGAAUUUUGGCCCAUUCCUCCUGACAGAGCUGAUAUAACUGAGUCAGGUUUGUAGGCCUCCUUGCUCGCACAUUCCUUUUCAGUUCUGCCCACACAUUUUCUAUAGGGCUUUGUGAUGGCCACUCCAAUACCUUGGCUUUGUUGUCCUUAAGCCAUUUUGCCACAACUUUGGAAGUAUGCUUGGGGUCAUUGUCCAUUUGGAAGACCCAUUUACGACCAAGCUUUAACUUCCUGACUGAUGUCUUGAGAUGUUGCUUCAAUAUAUCCACAUAAUUUUCCUUCCUUAUGAUGCCAUCUAUUUUGUGAAGUGCACGAGUCCCUCCUGCAGCAAAGCACCCCCACAGCAUGAUGCUGCCAGCCCGGUGCUUCACGGUUGGGAUGGUGUUCUCCGCCUUGCAAGCUACCCCCCUUUUCCUCCAAACACAAUUAUGGUCAUUAUGGCCAUAGGACAUUUCUCCAAAAAGUAGGAUCUUUGUCCCCAUGUGCAGUUGCAAACCGUAGUCUGGCUUUUUUUAUGGCGGAUUUGGAGUAGUGGCUUCUUCCUUGCUGAGCGGCCUUUCAGGUUAUGACGAUAUAGGACUCAUUUACUGUGGAUAUAGAUACUUUUGUACCUGUUCCCUCCAGCAUCUUCACAAGGUCCUUUGCUGUUGUUCUGGGAUUGAUUUGCACUUUUCGCACCAAAGUACGUUCAUCUCUAGGAGACAGAACGCGUCUCCUUCCUGAGUGGUAUGACGGCUGCGUGGUCCCAUGGUGUUUAUACUUGUGUACUAUUGUUUGUACAGAUGAAUGUGGUACCUUCAGGCGUUUGGAAAUUGCUCCGAAGGAUGAACCAGACUUGUGGAGGUCUACAAUUUAUUUUCUGAGGUCUUGGCUGAUUUAUUUUGAUUUUCCCAUGAUGUCAAGCAAAGAGGCACUGAGUUUGAAUGUAGGCCUUGAAAUACAUCCACAGGUACACCUCCAAUUGACUCAAAUUACGUCAAUUAGCCUAUCAGAAGCUUCUAAAGCCAUGACAUCAUUUUCUGGAAUUUUCCAAGCUGUUUAAAGGCACAGUCAACUUAGUGUAUGUAAACUUCUGACCCACUGGAAUUGUGAUACAGUGGAUUCUAAGUGAAAUAAUCUGUGUGUAAACAAUUGUUUGAAAAAUUACUUGUGUCAUCCACAAAGUAGAUGUCCUAACCGACUUGCCAAAACGAGUUUUAAUGACUCCAACCUAAGUGUAUGCAAACUUCCGACUUCAACUGUAGCUAUUAUUUUUGUGUGUAUAUUUUUGUAGACAUGAUAAUGUGAACGCAUGUUCAUGUGGCGUCCUCCCCUACUAUAAUAUAUUUAGUGUGUUCCCCUCUACCUCAGCAGGUCCAGCAGCAGACCCAGCUUCCAGAUCCACUCCCCCCCUCCCAGCCUACCCAGCCUGCAGUUUUCUCCUCUCCCAUACAUAGUGGGCUGGGCACAGUCACUGUCGCAGCCCAGCUUGACCUGAAGCAGAACGUCAGCCAAACCCAGUCUCAGCUUCAGGCGCAAGGCCACAACCAGAGCCAACCCCAGGUUCCAGUGCCGCAGCCACCUGUCUCCCAGACUGCAGGCCCUGGGCCUGCCAUCACCAGCUUGACUCAGCAGAACCAGGCCAGUGCCAGCAGCAGCACAGGGACCACGGUCACCUCGGCACAGCCUCUAACAGAGUCCAAUCUGGAGGUAUGGAGGACUGACCUGACCUAUACGUCCACACCCUAAGCCCUCAAAUCUCCCCCCUCUCAGUCCUUCAAAUCUCCCUUCUCUCAGCCCCUCCGACCCUCCCUCUACCUGUUCCUCAAACAACAUCACCAAUAUCCCUGCACGCCAAAUAUCCUCCCCAACCAUCCGUUGGUUAAGUUGUGCCUUUUUGGUUGCGUAUGCUCCUAAAAUAUUUUGCUGUGCGACCUGGAAUUGUUAUUUUGGAGCACCAGUGCACCUAGAAAAAAAAUCACCCAGAUAAUAAUUGUUGUAAUGAUUAGGCUUCGCUGUGCCACUGUUUCCGAGUUCCCUAAAGAAAAAAAGUGCUACAAAUAAUAGGCUUGUUUCUAGCCCAAAACUUGUCCCAUAUUAUCACGCAUAAACCAUGACGUGGGCCAUUCUAAAACUAAUCGCGGGACAUUAACCAUUUGUUUACACCUUAUUCAAAUCAAAUCAAGUUGUAUUUGUCACAUGCGCCGAAUACAACAGGUGCAGACCUUACAGUAAAAUGCUUACUUACAAGACCUAACCAACAAUGCAGUUUUAAGAUAAAUAAGUGUUAAGUAAACAAUAGAUAAGAAAAAAAGUAAAAGCAGUAAAAUAACAGUAACAAUAACAGUAGCGAGGCCAUAUACAGGGGGUACCGGUACAGAGUCAAUGUGCGGGGGCACCGGUUAUCAGUCAUGUUAUCUCAUUGGCUAACUAGCUAACAACCUGGUAACUUUACCAGUAUAUCUAAACAUUUGGGGGCACAGAAUGAAAGGAUAGCUUCUUUUCAGGAGAUCAAUGAUCAUAGCAAGCUGACAGAUCUCUUGCGCGUCGUCACUCUUAAAUAGACGGUGUAACAUUUUAAAUGUAAUGCAUCUCAAUAGGAAAUUGUGCUUUUUACACGUUGUAGAAACGUAAUAUUCCACAACUCUCCCUCAUGUCCGUUUCUGACCUAGCUAAUAAUGACACAUUCCAUGUUCCCACCCUCUGUUCACAGCAUGAACAGCCCUUCAUCCUGUUGGACUGACUUUGUUUGUUUUUGUUUUGUCUGCAGGAUCCUGGUGCAGAGAAGCAGGCUUCAGGGGCCAGCUACUCCUACGACAGGUAGGAUGGCUAUCUUCUGAUGGCUGUCUGGUGCAGAGAUUUGGUGGUGUGGUAGGAGACUUUUUCAGUGAUGCCUAUCAUCCUCCUCUCUCAGGAUGAGGGUAAUCUAACAACCAUGGUAAGAGGUUCGGUGGUGUGCAUCAGUGGUAGUUGCUUAGCAACGGGCAUCCCAGAGACCUCACUUAGGGUUUUGGUGAGUGCUAGCAGAGAGCGAGUGUUGCCCAGGCUUGUUGUGGUGGUUGAUGAAUGAGAUGAACAGAGGGAUUGAGUGUUGUGUACCGCAGGGAAUGCAGCCUGGUUUUCUGGGCAUGUGUUCUGAGCUGUUCCAUUGUCUAGGACUAUAGUAUAUAGGCCUACCAAUUUGGCAACGGGGAAAUCUGGAUACUGUUUCUGCUCCCUAAUUGAAUUGUUAAGAACUGUGUGUAACAAGACCCUUGUAUCGUUUUAUGAUGAACAAUUUCCCUUGAAGCAGAAAGUGUGUGCAGGCUUUCCCUCAUUCCACCACCUGGUUUAGUUUUGAUUUUGAUAUGCAUAAAUCGUUAACUUUUGGUGCACAGCUGACCCUUAAAGUGCAUAUCGGAGAAGUGUGCACACUGUUCAAUGCUCUGGUUUAGUGCAGGAUUUUAGGACUGUCUCAACCCAUUGCAUUUGAGUUUAUGCAUGAGUUGGUUGAUUUUUCCAUAACAUGGUCUCCCGCUCUUCUGUAACCCAGUGUGAACUCAGAUGCCACCUCAGGGAAGGAGAUGAGCGACGGUAAUGAGGGGACACACGGGUCAGGGAAGGGCGAGGGGAAGGUCCGGAAACCCCACCGCCGCUCCACACGCACCCGCUCACGCCAGGAGAAGAUCAACAAGCCCAAACUCAGCAUGCUCAACGUGAGUACAGCACACACAUACAGAGUCUAGGAUCAAUCUGCACACCACACAUCCAUGUCUCUGACCUCUGUUCCUCCCUGGUACAGUUGUGUAAUACAGGGGAUAAGAUGGUGGAGUGUCAGCUGGAGACCCACAAUCACAAGAUGGUCACCUUCAAGUUUGACCUGGACGGAGACGCACCUGAGGAGAUUGCCACUUACAUGGUACCAUUAGUGGAAACACUUGCAAUGGCACAUAAGCCAUGAGAAUUGUGGAUAGAAAAAGUAUUUGUUCCUUACAUACACUUCUACAGGCUUUUGAAACACAAGCACAGACACACUGACUGACACCCCCACACACAAACUUGUGUAGUCCUGAAUAUCCUUAUAAACAUCCACUUGUGACGUGGGGCUGCUGCACCUACACAGAUGCACAGAGUAGCUCCAAAAAAAUUCCACGACGCCCCAGAGCUACCCAAACUGUGUGUGUGCUCUCUCUGCCUGCUAGCUCUUAGUGAGGGAGAUGCUCUUUCAUGUCUCAAGGCACUGAAACUCCCUAUGAUGCUGUUCUUUUCCACUGCAUUGCAGCAAAAUUCUCUCCUCUCUCUCUAAAAAUUCCAGCCCUGUUCAUUUUUUGUACGUGGAUUAAUAUUUUAUUGCACAUAAUUUUUUUGUUUCAUUCCCCCAACAUCUAUAGAGGUUUCCAAAACUGAUGCCUCUGGCCCAGUUUUGGAAAGGCAGGUUUCAAACACUUUUUAGUGACUUAUUCAAUUCACGUAGGCCUAGUCCAAUAUUUAUCGAAGAAAAUAAUUUUUAUUAUCAACUUUUAAGGGGAUCUAAUACUGACGGAUGGUCUCUCUCUCGGUCUGUCAGGUGGAGAAUGACUUCAUCCUGCUCCUGGAGAAGGAGAUGUUUAUAGAGCAGCUGAAGGACAUUGUGGACAAGGCUGAGGAUAUGCUGAGUGAAGACACUGAGGGGGAGAGGAGCUCUGACCACGCGGGCAGUCCUCAACAGAGCCACGGAGCAGUCAUACUGGGGGGAGAGGUGAGGAGGGGGGGACAGGGGAUUUAGGGCUAACAGAGUUGGAGUAAAGGUAAUGGUGCAGGAUGGGGGAGAGUUGGGGGGAUUUGGGGAUAACAGAGUUUGGGGGAGAGUUAAGGGUGCAGGAUGGGGGGAGAUGGCAGGUGGCAUCUUUAAAACACUCUCAAGAUGACUGUGAGCAGGGCUGCCAACAAACUACUGCCACGAUAGAACCGUUGUUGCUGAUGAGACACUUUUAGCUAACCUAAUUUGUCAUUCGGGGGCCAAUAUGGUGACAUUGUUGAGAGAAUCCUUUCAAGCUUCAUUGUCUAGAAGUUAUACUCUUUUAGCACCAGCCAUUUAUAACGAUACUCUCCCUUUCUAGGGUUCAAAGACUGCUACACCUAAUUCACCACAGCUUGUUUACCAGCAGAACGGUAAGGCUUCGUUACCUCCUGGCCACAUUGUGUGCAGGCUUUUGCUCAAGCCCAGCUGUAACACAUCGAUUCAGAAAAUCAACUAAUCAUGGUCUUCAAAUGAGUUUUAAUUAUGUAUGUUAGAGAUAAGCGGGAACAAAAUCCCUGCACUCGCUGAGUUCUUCCAGGACCACUAAUCUUCUAGCUUAUCUCAACCCACUUCAGAUGCAUUACAUAGCACAUUACAGCCUCUCUGUGAACCUCAGACACAGCAGAUUAGAAUGUUCUGGGAGGUUAUUGUUGUCAGGAGUGGAGAUGAUGAGGGUGACUGGUUGUUUCAUAGGGACUUCAAUCUCUCUUUAGCUCUCAAUCGCUCUCUUUCACAUCUCUCUGUCCUAUCGUCCCUCAGUCCUAUCUUUUCAUGUCUCCCCCAAUCAAUCUCUCUAUCCCCCCAUUCUCUUCCUCUGAACAUAAUUUGAUAGUUGAUAGACAUUUGUGAGCAUCUCUCUUUUUCUCCCUCUAUUUGCAGUUAAUCUGAAUUUGAGUGCAUGUUUCUCAUUCUCUAACUCUAUUCUGUUGCUAGUAGAUCUGUGUCUAUGAGUGUGUCUUUGUCUCUGUGUACUUGGCAGUCCUCCACACUGGGAAGCGCUGGUUCAUUAUCUGCCCCGUGGCCGAGACGCCCACGCCAGACAGGGAGAAGACCUCAUCAGACACCUCUACAGCCAAGGGUACACACACACACACACACACACACACACACACACACACACACACACCCUGGGUGAAUAAAGCAGCAUAUUAGUGUCUUUGUGUAGUGCUGUGUGUGUCUGUGUGAAUGAACUAAUGAGUGUGUGUUGUAUGUGCUGUGUAGGGGUCAGUUAUGUAAUGCCAGUGUUGCAGUGGCUCUGAGCUGUGGUGAAGGGCAGGCUUUGUGCUCCAACUGACAGAGCUCUGAUGGGGGAAGACAAGUGAUGAUGUAAUACCCUCACACACCCACAGGACAUCCAUCUCCUUGACGCCACUCUUUUAUUUCAUCAUUUCUCUUUCUUUAACUCCUUCUCUUCUCUCUCUUCCCUGCUCUCUCCGCUACAGAGGCUCCUGUUACGUCAUUGUCUAGGUCCAGCUGCAGUACUACUCCUCCUGUUCCUGCCCUGACCACCAUAGCCCCUACUCCAGCCCCCUCUGCCCUCCCUGCACCUCAGAGCUCUGCCCAGCCUCAGGGCCCCAAUGUGGGCAUGGCCAGAAUGCAACAGCCCCAGGCCUCUGGAACCAAAUCCACCACCACCAAUACUACCACUGCUGCCAUGGGCCGCCACGCGCCCUGUGUCUCCAUGGUAACAGACAUCCCAUGUUGCCCCAUCGUUCCACCUGUGUCCCUGGACGUGAAUGGGGCGGGACAUAAAGGGGCAAGCGGCACUUCCUCCUGUCUACCCAAUCAGGGGGCCAGCCUGUCAGGAGACCCGCCCCCUCCGCUGGGCUCCCACCAACCAGUGGUCUUGCAGCAGCCCUACGCCACACCCAGCAUGGUGGGUGGAGGAGGUGGAGCCACAACACCGUCACAGCCCCAGAGUCCCGCCCAGCAGGCCUUCCAGCAGCAGGAUGGACCUGGUGGAUCCGGGAGUGGAGGUGGUGGGGGCCUGGGGGAGUCUGACGGAGAGGGCCCCCCCAGGGUGGAAUUUGUGGACCGCACCAUCAAGACUCUGGAUGAGAAGCUGAGGAACCUGCUGUACCAGGAGUACGCCCCAUCUGCUCCCUCCAGCACUGCCUCAGACCUCCAGGGCUCUAGCACAGAGGGGGUUAGCUCUCCCCCUGUCUCUGACAGCCAGACCACCACAGAGGAGGGGCUCCCCAGGAAGGGAGAGCUGCUGGUAAAGAUGCACUGUGUGUGUGCGCAUGCGUAUUCCGAUUAGGGCAGCCGCAGCGUUUGAUCUGAUGUCUGGGUCUGUGUGUGAAUCCCUCAUGUGAAAUUGAUUCAGCCAUUGACUGUAAUCACUGCCAAUUAUAACUCUGCCUUUAGUGAGACUGAUACUACGUUUAGCAGAGGAAGUAGAGCUCAGGGUUGCUGGCCAGAUAAUCCAUUAUACUCUGCACCCAUGGCAGUUUGAUCUCUGAUGGGCCCUGAUGCGGGUUGUGUGGGUGGGAUGGUAAUUGAUAUAUUUAGACACGGCAGGGGUCAGAGAAGGACAAUGGCUAGACAAACACCCUGUAACCCUCAUAUACUAUUGACCAAAUAGUUUCCCCCCCUUUCUUUCCGCUCUCAGCCUCAGAUCCCUGAGCGUACAGAUAGUUUGGAUACCCUGAGAGACUCUGCAGGUAAAUAACAUCCCAAAACACACUUUUUAUAUUAAAUUAUAUUAUCCUAUGUAUUGUGUGUCUAUUUGGAUUUGUAUCCAUUUCUGACUAUUUAGGGUAGACCCUAAAGUGAUUCAAAUGUUUUAAUGUUUCAAUAUUUUGUCAAGCCUGUAAAGGAGUGCUGAACAGAAUAGACUUUAUGGGCAGUUCCAGUUCCUAUGGCUCCAAGAGCCGUUUUCAGGUAACUUUCUUCAUCUCACUUUACCAUAGCUAAACAUUCUGAAAUGAGAGACAAACUAUCUUGAGUAAACCAAAGUUGACUUUUAUUUUAUUAAAUGGAAUUAUUCUUUUGACGUAUGUAAUAUUGUUCUCAAGAUUUAGAUCUAGUAAACAAUGGAAUCAGUUUAUUCAAUACGAUAUUAAAUAUUUAAAUAGUUUAUUAAGUUUCAAUUUGAUCAUGGUCUUAACUCCACCUCCAGAUCGUCCCCACUCCUCCGGAUGUCAUCCGUCGUUUAGAGAAGGGCAGAAGUCGCAGCACCUGCAGCUCCACGGUUCCCUCUAGUGGCUUGGGGGACUCUCACGCUGCAGCUGAGGGGGAGGGACGGCGAGACCAGGGGUGUUUGGCCGUGGGCAGGUUCUCAGUGAUAACCACCGAAGAGGGGCCGGAAAACGCCCCCAAACCUCACUGUAGCCACCGCUACUCAGCCCCCCCAGACUUCUACCAGGACACCUCCAGCCCCAACGCCACCCCCACCCUGCUCCCACGCGCCCGCACUGCUGACGCUGCUACCAACUACUCCUUCCACUUCGACUCUGAGUCGGGGGAGGAGGACACCAGUAGUUUAGCCCCUCCCCCUGCACACCACAAGCCUCCGACCCAAGCACUCUCGGAACACAGCGGAAGUGACCUCAUGAAGAGGGCGGUGGCCUUCCUGCGCCGCACGGGCCGCAGCAGCAGUGUGCAUAGCUCUGAUUCGCCGAGCCGGCAACCCGUGGUAGCGAACGGCCACGCCCUCUCGCCGCCUGGACCCGGCCACGCAUCGUAUGUCAGCAGUGACAACGAUUCUGAGUUUGAGGACGCGGACAUGAGGAAGGAGUUGCAGAGGCUGAGGGAAAGGUAUGUGAACACACACACACACACACAAACACAAACACAAACACACACACACAAAUAUGAAUUCAUACAUGCACAGGGUCAAUGUUAACCCAUGGAAAUAUAGCAAACUAUCAACCACUGUAACCUUCAUAGCCCUGGAUAGGUUUGUAGCCCAUUAAACACUGCAGAGAGGUUUAACUGCUAGUUAUUAUUAUUACUACUAAGUUAGUGACAUUUUAAAAUUGUACGAGUCAAUAUAAACAACAGUUCCUCCCCCAGUUGGAGAGAAAUGGAAAACAUUCUUCUAUAUUAUUGCAUGUACAUUUUAUCUUCCUCCCCAGACACAUAAAGGAGAUCUCAGAGCUGCAGGCGUUCCAGAGGAGUGAGAUAGAGCGUCUGUAUAAAGAGCUGGGGAAAGCCCUGCCGCCCGGUUUAGGCCUGCUGCACGCUGCGCCCCCUAGUGGCCGCAGACGCAGGGCCAGUAAACACAAGCUGAAGGCGGGCAAGCUGCUCAACCCCACGGUGCAGCAGCUGAAAAACAACCUGAACGCCACCACUGCCGGUGAGAGGAAAGGUGUGUGUGGAUGUGUCAGACUGUGGUAAGAAGAGGGGAGAGAGGUGUGAUUGAUAGAGGGGGAUGAGGAUAGGUGUGAGUGAGGAGGGAAAGAGUGAAAAAUGUGAGUGUGAGGGGAGCGAGAGAAAGGUGUGUUUGUGAGCAGUCCUGAGAAAUGGGAAAUGAGUCUUGAGGCAGAUUUGGGAGGAUUGGAAAUGUGGUAAUAAUAAAGAAAAAUGUAUCCCCAAUUCACCAUAAAGCUGGCUCUGUGGCUUAUCCAGUAUUUCUCUCUGAAGGUGAGAGUGCACCGGGCUUGUCUGGCUCUCCAGCUAAGAGCUCCAUUGUGUCUGACGGCUUGGCCCGCUCCAGUGGCAGCAGCAGUAGUACCAGCAGCACUCUGCCCAGCACGGCCCCAGAGCCCGUCCAAACCCAGCAGCCCUGCUCCCUCAAGGGCUCCCUCUCCUCUGACAGCAUCUAUGGUGGCGGCAUGGCCACACACGAAGGCCCAGGGCAAGGUACCUACACAUACAUAAAGGACAAGGUAUACACACUGUGGCAUAGCACACACAGUACACAUCCACAUUGACGAAUAUCACACACAUUUGGUGCAUAUCCGUACCUAAGAAUGCGUCACACACACACACACACACACACACACACAGGAUUCAAUCAAUAUACCAAAAGCAAACACGCCCAAACACGUGUCACUCACUGAGGUGUGGACACAUACUCAAACACACUCAUUUGUCCUGAGGAACACCUGAACAAGACCAACACAAGACCAUCAGCUUAAUCUGCUGUAGUAUUCUAAACUCUAAUAUUCUAAGCUGCCUAAAUCGGAGGUCUCAUAAGGGGACAUGGUAAUUGCUGCAUUGCAAAUAGUCAUGUUUGUCAGUCUUUCAUCCAAAGCAAAUGUUUUUAGGCAAAUAUACAUAAGGUGAGAGUUGCACCACACAUGUCCCCUGCGCCAAAAUACUGCCACUUACUGCAUGACUGCUGAGGUGUCAAUGGAAGCUAUAUUCAAGCACUGGUCCCAGAUCAGUUUAACACUCCUCAUGGUAAAGUUCCGGAUGGAUUGGGGAAAGGUAACCUGCUCUCAGACCAGUGUAUAGUGACAACUUGUCCCUAUAGUGAAUGUGAGGGCGGUCUCCUGUUGCUGGUUUAGCCCAUGUGGCUGUACCCUGUACUGGUGCUGCUGCUGUUAGUGGUGGGGGUUUCUCAUCCCAAGUCUCUGUGCACUUUUACAGAAGUGUCUCUCUUUGUUUCUUCUCUUCUUCCCUGUUAUAUUAAUUUUGACAGGCUGGACGGUAUACCACCAAACAUCAGAGAGAGUGACCUAUAAAUCUAGUAGCAAACCACGUGCUAGAUUCCUCAGUGGACCCGUGUCUCUGUCCAUCUGUUUGUAUUUGUUGUUUUCUACUUUUCCUCACACAUCCCAUCCCUCUCUCCUCUCUUUAUUUCACCUCUUUAUCUUUUCUCUCGACCAGAUUGUUCUUUUGUAUGUUUUUAGAUAAUGGAUCCUCCCCCUUCUUCCUCACGCUCUUCACCACUCCCUGUCCCCAACACAAGCAUAUGUUGGCCAUUUUGUGUCCCUAACACAAGCCAAUUUUUGUUUUGUCUUCAUAGCUUUCUCCCCUCAGCCAUAAGUUGUUUUGGGUUUAGACCUCCCUCCAUACAAACGCUUUGUGCACUGCUUUAAACAGACUCCAAAAGCAUCCCAGCUAACAACAAAUAUUCCCACAACUUUAGAGAACCUUCCCUUAAGAGUCUCAUUAGGUAAUUAACUAACGUUUUCAUAGGAAUGUUCCUGUGAUGUGCAAGGAAUAUUUCCAAGAGAAUAUUCCUUUAAUGUCAAAUAGAACUUACCCCAGAACGUGGUUACCAUGUUCUCAGAAUAUAAGAUAUUAAUGUUCUAGACACGUUAAAUGAGUAUGUUCCAAGAAUAUUAAUGUGUCCUGUUUUCUGUGGGUUAGGAGAAUAUUCCAUCAACGUCCCACCAAACAUACACAGCAACCAUGUUCUGUGUAUGUUUGAUGUGACGUUGAUGGAAUAUUCUCCUAACCCUCACAAAACUGGACACAGGAAUGUUCUUGCAACAUUCUCAUGAAACGUGUCUAGAAUAUUAAUAUUGGCAACCAUGUUCAGUGUAUGUUUGGUGGAACGUUGGAAUAUUCUCAUAACCCUCUGAAAACUGGACACAUUAAUGUUAUUGCAACCUCCCAUAAAACACCUCUAGAACAUUAAUGUUGUAUAUUCUGACAACAUUGAAACCACAUUCUAGAUAAGUUCUCCUUGACAUUAAGGGGAUGUUCUAACUUUAACACCAAAACAUGGUAAAAAGGUUCUCAGAAGGUUUUUGCUAACAUAGUUAAAAGGAACAUUCGAUCUAACGAAAAACUGGACACUCAAACAUUAUGGGAACAUUAUGGGUUACAUUACAAAAAUAUUCUCUCCUCCCUAGAAUUGUUAGCUGGGAUACUGUAUUGUCAUAGAGCUAGUCUUCUCCAAACAUGGGCGAUGCUAGAUCCGAAACCUGAGUGAGAGUGUAUCCUAUGUGUGUGUGUUUUCAUUUACUCACUUCCUUAAUUAUAUAUCUCGAAUUGAGGCGCAUCGGCCCACAACCCCUCUGUAUACCAAGAGAAAAGCCAGCCCUCCCCCUGAUAGCCCAGCCAGGUUCCAGAGAGGCUUGUGUUGGUUGCGGUCCCUCUCUCUGUCUCUCAUAUUUGGACUGGGAGGACGGUGCAUGGUGCAGGCAGGGCACUGAUGGAGACUGGCUCCUGCAAAAGGGCUGUAUCAUCAAUAUUAUCUACUUCCUCCUCCUCUUCUUCUUCUCCCGCUUUACCUGCAUGUCUUGAUAAGUGCUGACUGAUGUGCUCCGGCUAUAGUAUCUCUGUGCUCUUCAGUUUUGAUUUUUUUGGUUCCUUUGUUAUGUUUCACAGGCAUUGUUGUACUUACUGGUAGUUGAACUGUUUUUAGAAAUGAGCUUCAGGGGACUUGUUACUCAAGUAAUUACAGUAUUGAUGAUUCUGUGAUUCAGCUCUCUACUCAUCCAAAAUAUAUAUGAGAACAGCAUAGCUUUACUAUCAACACUGCAUUGUAGAGUUGUAUUUUCCAUUGUAACCUUUAACAUACCAUGUAAAAAUGUAAAUAAUACAAGCCUGGAGCCUAAAAUAUUGACAGUAUUACUGAAACAAUGACUUAUUCCAAGUAAGUUUAAAGAAAAGUUUGAGACAUGACAAUAGGACAGGACAAGGAUACUAGGAGCAUAGAAUGUGAAGGUCUGUUCAGGUACAGUGUUGACCUGCCCCACCUUACUGUGGACCAGUCUUCUUUAAACCCCCUGUACUGUACUCUACCACCAUACCCAGGGCCUAGAUCUCUCUUUCUGUUCUGUGCCUCGUUUAUUUUAUUUCCGUUAAUGUUUUGGAAUGACCGCACAAUUGAAUAGGAGCUAGUCUUUCCCCCACUCCCAUUAUGUCUCACUGAUUUUAAACCCCCUUCUCCUUCUCUCCUCUCCACUCCUUUCUUCCUCUCCUCUCUCUCCCUAACUGAUUUGAUAGCUGUGUGUGGCUUUGAAGCAGCUUGUCCAGAGACCUGUGGUGUUUAGUGUGUCCCGGCCUAACUGUUUCUGUCUCUGUGCUGUUUUACCUUCUUAUAGGGUCCACACUGAAACGACUAUGUCUAGGCAAAGAGCGCAGUAGUAGUAACUAUCUCAUUUACUUUCUUCUUUCUCUGUCUUCGCUCUUUUUUUCUGUUUGCAUGAGCACCCGUUUAUAUUCACGUGUUGAGUUUGGCACCGGAAAUAAAACAUGGCAGAUGUUGUUGAAAAUGUUGGGCACUGUUGCACAAGGAGUGUCACCAUAGAUUGAUUUGAAUCGUUUUUUGUAUUUGGUAGUGCAUGGCAGUGUUUGGCCUAAAUGUCAGUGCGCUGAACAAUGUGACUUGGUUGUUUGUAUUAGCGUUAAUGGUUUCUGUUUGUCUUACUGUGGUGGAUCGGUUGGGUGGGUGGGUGGUUGGGAUUCAACCAUGCUGUAAUCCUUUGGCUGCUAGGUUUGAGGAAAGAAAUAACAUUUGCUGACCAGUAAAAUGAGAUCACAUUUCAACUUUCUCCAGAAAACGAUUACCAAUCAAAGGGACCUUUUUGAGGUCCACUGAAAAACAAAGAAACCAAUUGUAGUUGGCCUAUUUGAUAUUUGAGUAAAUAUACAGGCUGAAGGUAGUUAAAAGUGCCAUAAUGGACAACUGUAAAAGGCCUAACAAACAGCAGCCAAUCGAUUCCAUCAGUAGGGUCUAACUGGGCAGAGUUUACAAAUAUUUCUGUUCUAGGGUCUUCUCACGGCGCCAGUGCAACUCAGACAGUGUCCAAUCAGCAACAGCCACCAGCUGUUCCCACCCCUUCAUCAUCUCCUCAACCAAUGGCGGCGCUAGCUCAGGUCCAGACGAACAACAGCAACAACAAGAAGCCAGGCACCUUCACGGAUGACCUGCACAAGCUGGUAGAUGAUUGGACGAAGGAGACGCUGGCGGCCAAUCAGCCACGGCCCUCUCUGAACCAGAUCAAACAGCAGAGACGCAGGCAGGACCUGGAGGUCCGAGCCACGCCCCUGGGAGGAGCCACACAGGAGGUAAAUGGCAUAGAAAAACACAUCAAAAGUCUGAAGAAGAGUAUCACCAGUGUGAUAAAACACUUUUGGAAGUUGCAGCUUACCUCGCUCUCUUUUACAUUUUCAUGCGAAAAACAGUUGACAAAAGUCCAUGUACACAAUGUUAAACAUCCCCUUUUGGUUCUUCCAGGUGAGAUGUGCCAUCCUUCCAAACAAGUUCCAGCUGCCUCUGUCCUGCCCGCUGACAGCUGUAGGCCCAGCCAUGCCCACUGACCUGGGCUCCAACCCCUCUGCCAUGCUCCAGCCCGGGUACCUGGUACCAGCAGGUCCUUUUGGAGGGGUUGUGCCCGGCCCCCUGUACCCCCAGCAGUGGUCUAGUAUGUCCAGCCCUGUGGGGAUGAUGGGGGCAACGGGAGGGAUGCCCUACCCCACCAUGGCCAACCCAGGGUUGCAGGCAUACCCCCUUACCCUGCACAGCCCUGAGAACGGCCUUAACACCAGGACUACCUAAUGUGACAGACAGCACUUUCCUGCACCGAGUAAACCCCCACCCCAUCGCACCUGACGCUUAAAACAGACUGCCCCCGACUUUCCCCUCUAUCCCAGCACCCUCACAUCAGGACUGUCUAACUAACAGGUCUUACCUAAUUCUGUGCUGAUAACCUAACUCCACUCUGUCCCCCCUGGUUCUCACUCAAGGGUUACAAUUGUAAUGAAAUCAAACUCUAAUCACUUUUAAUGGGGUGAUGGGCCAGAAAAUAGAAUAAAGUAGGGUCUACACAUUUAGAUGCACCAACAAAUGGCUUAUGGGUCGUUCCACCUCAAAGCACAAGAAAGAGGAUUUCGACAACCACCAUCUCAGAUUGUGCUAAAAUAAUUUAUGUAGUUAGAAACGGAUAAGAUUAGCAUUCCUGAAACAUUUAGUUGAAGUAUAAUUUGAUCUCUGAGAAAUUAAGCUAAUUAAUUGCACACAAAUUGGCCAUUUUAAUGUAUAGGAUUAAUAUCAUCUUCAAUAAAUAUAGGAGCUAACAUCUGAUUUGGACCAUAAUUAUUCCUAACAAUGAGUUAGACAUGAGGAAUCCAAUAAGAUUAUCGAAGGCCACCCACGGACCCCCCACAUCCCACCCCAACAACCAGUAUACCCUAUCAGUUCUCUAUGUCUGACAAGUAGUAUGGAGCUGUGGCUUGGAUUAUUGCUUCUUCAUCCUAUGUAAUUUAUUAUUCCCUGUGAAUCUAUUGUUUUUUUCCCCUGCAGAGAAAUGUGCCUUUUGAAGUUGCCUGCAUUAUUUACCAUAAAUUAGUGUGAAAGUACCAGGUUUUGCUCUCUAGAUCCAACUGUUCCUGUUACAGCCACACCCUUUUAUCAAUUUCACUGGUAUUUAGUGUUUAUUAAAAGGAUCACAACAUUUUCUUUGCAACUUUGGGUAGAAAACCAAAAGCUUUUGCUUAUGAUGAAAAUAAAUUAUGUGGUCAUCCUCACAAUUCAAGCCAGUCCUCCAUGAAAGCAAUUCAGUUUGUCCUUGUUUUCGGCUUAAUAUGUGUCCAGGAAACGGCACCUCAGUGUGUGGUUUAUUCCCUUCCAAAAAGGUCUGGAUUAGUUACUUGUGAACAAGCAAACCAUUAGGCUACAGCAGUUGUAAAGGAUUUCAAUGUUAUGGUCUCUAAUGGUCUUCAAUAGUAAAAGUGCCAAACACACUGUAUAGUGUUUUGCAAUGUUAAUGGUGUUGCAUUUAAUGGAAAUGUCACUUAUCACACUACAUAUAGAGAUGUUUUCUAAUAAUUGUAUUGAAAAGCAUACGACUGCCAUGCAAUGGUUUAUAAUUGUAUUAUUUUAUUAGAGUUGUGACAUUUGUCACUAGACCAUUUCUCCAUCAGUUUCUGCCUUGUAGGAAAAGUCUUCAUAUGAGAAUUGCACCACAGGGAUAGCCCUCUGAGAGCUGACAUUUGUUGGACUAUUUAAGGAGAGCUUGGUUGAAGCAUUAGGUUGCUGAGAGAAAGACAAACUGAAUUGCUUUCAUGGAGGACUGGCUUGACUUAUUUUCAUCAUGAGCAAAAGCUGUUGGUUUUCUAUCUAAAGUUGCAAAGAAAAUGUUGUGAUCCAUUUUAUAAAAACAAGACACCAGAAAAUUGAUAAAAGGGUGUGGCAGGAGCAGGAAUAGUGGCAUCUAGUGGGCAAAACCUGGUACUUUCACACUAAUUUAUUACAUUUACAUUUUAGUCAUUUAGCAGACGCUCUUAUCCAGAGCGACUUACAGUUAGUGAGUGCAUACAUUAAAAAAAAAUUUUUUUUCUCAUACUGGCCCCCUGUGGGAAUCGAACCCACAACCCUGGCGUUGCAAGCGCCAUGCUCUACCAACUUAGCUACACGGGGCCCAUGGUAAAUAAUGCAAGCAAUGGCUAAUUUCUCUGCAGGGAAAAAAACCCACCAGAUUCACAGGGAAUACAUUACAUAGGAUGAAGAAGCAAUACUCCAAGCCGCAGCUCAAUACUACUUGUCAGACAUAGAGAACUGAUGCUGUAUACUGGGUGGGAUUGGUGUGGGGGGUCUGUGGGUAGCUUUUGACCAUUUUAUUGGAUUCCUCAUGUCUUACUCAAGACGUUUGACCCAAAUCGGAUGUUGGGUACUAUGUAUUGAAUAUUAUGUGAAUCCUAUAAAUUAAAAGGGCCAAUUUGGGUGUAAUCAAUUAGCUUAAUUUCUCAGAAAUUUCAACAAAGUUGCAGGAAUGCCAAUCUUAUCUGUUUCUAACUACAGAAACGAUUUCAGAACAAUCUGAGAUAAUGGUGUCAUGGCUUUGCUGAAAUGACAUAGAACGACUCUUAUGUGUUGGAGUACACAUAAGUGUGUCUGAAUACUGGCCCCUACUUGACUGUACUACUCAACCCCUCCAGUGUUCCUAUAUGCAGGAUAGUCCUGCCGCACUCUGCUCUGAUUAUCUGGUCUGAUGCUUUAUCAAAGAGCAACAUGCAUGUACAUAACCUGUGAGCUUGUAAAUCUCCAGUGUGCUGGUAGAUAUACUUUAUACAGCACCUGAAGUUUUCCUGUGCGUGCGUGCGCACAGUAUAAAUGUCCUUUAGUGUGUGUGUCGGAGUACCUACUGCUUUUGGCUUUGGUCUUGACUUAACUCACAGCCAUACAAAUAAUAUUAGCAGUCACCAAUAUGAUGUUUUCACCAAAUCCGUCAUAACCAAUAAGCAGUCAUGUUUUCAGAUUGCUUUUUAUCGUUUACUAACAAUUUGUCAACCUUAAUACACUACAUUAGAAAUCAAAAUACAAGGGUUUAAGAUGACAGGAUACCUGUAUUUAAGGUGAAGUUCUCUGGAGGAGUGUAGUGCCUUGAACAUUGUUUUUUCUGUGAAACGAAGCAUGUCCAAAUACAAUAGAUUUUAUUUCAUGGUGGCUCGAGUGCCACUUCUGAAUUGCAGACACUUUUUAUUUUCUUGUUGGUUUACAUUUGAAUGCCCUUAUAGCGCUGCACUAUUAACACAGUAUAAGCUUUUAUUUGAGUAAUAAAAUCAUGUUUUUAAUCUUUGUUUACUCCACCCCUGUGAAAUUUAGAACGCCAUAGAGGUGAAAUGUACAGUUGCCUUGUGAGAACAGGCAGUUGAUGUAGCUACAGUUAAUAAAAGAGAGUAAAACAUAAAAUAAAAGUCAAAACCCACUCAUUGGGCAAUGGGUAGUGUCAUAGGCAUAGUUAGAAUUCCUAGAAUUAACAUUCCUAUUCAAGUCAACGUUCCCCAAUGGAUGGACAAAUUGAAUUCUCAUUCUAUAUUUGUAGGUCUGUUUUUUGAGGGGAGCCAGUAGUGUCCAGCUCAGAAUGUAGCAGAGAGGCAGGUUUGCCGAGCAAGUCUUAAAGUGCAAUUUCACCCAUCCACCUAGCUUUCGUAGUGGCCUUGCCACAAGCCUUACCCAGGAACCUGCAACGGGAGCUAGUUUCUUUUGUUGCCUUUUUAGUUCAACGUAAGUUACAAAUCACAAAGAAAACACUAACAGCAUUUACAACUGCAAAAUAUUUUCUGUUGGGCCAAGAACAUGGCUCUCCUAUUAUUAUGCACAUCAUGUGAUUUAUUUAGUGCAAUCGCCAGUUAUUAUUUACUUGUCUAAAGUAUUGUCAUUGUUUUGUGUUUCUUGAGCUUGAUGUCAAUGCUGCUAGUGUGUCUGUGGUGGAUCCAUUAAGUAGGAAAGGAGUUGUUAGGAUGUGUGUUAUCUGGUCGUGGUACUUGAUAACACGACACACAAGAUAAUACGCAUCCCUCCAGUAAUAAAUACAAUUUUCAGAUGGUGAGUUUUCUCAAUAAGAUGUUCAUGUGAAGCAGUGUUAUUAUAUUGCCUUGUUGAAAUUAUUAAUAAACUAUGUAUCAUUUCCCAGGUGGUUGUUGAUGAUACCCUGGCUUUCUUUUCUUUGUUUAUGGUUUUGAGUGUUUGAUUCCUCUGUUCAGAAUGAAACAUGCUAAAUGCAGAUGGAUACUUGAUUGGGGAGAAUUGCACAUGGCAUGACCUGUGUUCUAACCAUAGACUGUAUAAAAUGGGUUCCAACCUGUAAAAAUAUGAUGAUAAUAAAAAUAAUAUAUGCCAUUUACAGACGCUUUUAUCCAAACCAACUAAGUCAUGCGCGCAUACAUUUUUAUGUAUGAGUGGUCCCGGGAAUCGAACCCACUAUACCUGUACAUAAUGGGAUGAACCUCCCCCUUAUCCUCCUGACUACUGAAGAGCAGUCCAACUGUUCAAAUAUUUUCCAUUCAGCAAGAUUAUUAUACUGCCUGUUAGAAAUCUCACAACCAUCACACCAGUUAAAGGUUGCAGCACUCCAGUCCUGCCAAGCUGUGAAUUGUACAGUUUUCCUGUAAUUAGUAUUUCUACAUUUUCUUUGUCUGUUUUGGGAUUUCACAUCAGUGUUUGUUAUUCCAUCAAUUCGGUUUGAAUUGGACUUUUAUAGGAUAUUAUGCAGAGUCUUCUGCUUUGGUGAAAUACUUCUAGUAGUGAGAGAUUUCUGUUCUCUGUUCUCUGUUACUUGUAUCUGACAGUAAUGCUACACCUCCCUGUCUGUUAUGCUUAGUGAGCAGAUUUGGGAAUACCUCUGUUGGAAUAUUCACUGGGAGGCAACAUUCAGAUCCAUAGAAAUGGAUUGUAUAGAGCAGAUACGAUUAUCUGAGGAAUAGAGAACUGUGCCUCUUCUGAUCAUUGCUUUCUAUCAGUUCUGAGCAACAUUGCCUCCUAUUGAAUAUGCCCCCCCCCCCCCCCCAUUGAAGGCUUGCAAUAAAGCUCUGCGUGGGAUUGCGUCUGCCUGCUGUGCAUUUCCCACUAUAUUACCUUACCAACCCAGUCAGCCGCACUCUAAUCACAAAGACUGUACCUGUUUAAAGAGAAAUAAACAUUAUUUUGUGCUUGAUGAUGUCUCCUCCUUUAUUCCUCUAGAAUCUAUAUCUAUUAAAUUUAACUCUUUCAGGCUGUUUUUAUUGAGUAAAGAUUAAUCCUAUAUUACUGUACAGAUGUGAUCAAUUAUUGCGUUCCCUUCUUACCCUCCAUCAUUAACACUUUAUUGGGGAAAAUGCACUAUGUUAUGCGCAUUGCUUAUUUUCACAGGUUCUGGGUGGUGAUUUGUCCAUCUGACGCACCAGCCGUUUUCGUCUGCAUUGUGUAAACCAUUCCACUUCAAAUCCUUGACCAAUGACUUCAAUUCAUUGAUGUUAAUUACACUGAACAAAAAUAUAAAUGCAACAUGCAGCAAUUUCAAAGAUUUUACUCCGUUACAGUACAUAUAAGGAAAUCAGUCAAUUGAAAUGAAUUCAUUAGGCAAUAAUGUAAGGAUUUCACAUUACUGGAAAUACAGAUAUGCAUCUGUUUGUCACAGAUACCUUAAAAAAAUAAAAGGUAGGGGUGUGGACCAGAAAACCAGUCUGUAUCUGGUGUGACCACCAUUUGCCUCCUGCAGCGCGAUACAUCUCCUUCGCAUAGAGUUGAUCAGGCUGUUGAUUGUGGCCUGUGGAAUGUUGUCCCACUCCUCUGUGCGAAGUUGCUGGAUAUUGGCGGGAACUGGAACAUGCUGUCGUACACAUCAAUCCAGAGCAUCCCAAACGUGCUCAUUGGGUGACAUGUCUGGUGAGUAUGCAGCCAUGGAAGAACUAGGACAUUUUUAGCUUCCAGGAAUUCUCUAAAACAACGUUGGAGGCGGCUUAUGGUAGAGAAAUAAACAUUCAAUUUUCUGACAACAGCUCUGGUGGACAUUCCUGCAGUCAGCAUGCCAAUUUCAUGCUCCCUCAAAACUUGAGACAUCUGUGGUAUUGUAUUGUGUGACAAAACUGCACAUUUUAGAGUGGCCUUUUAUUGUCCCGAGCACAAGGUGCACCUGUGUAAUGAUCAUGCUGUUUAAUAAGCUUCUUGAUAUGCCAUACCUGUCAGGUGGAUGUAUUAUCUUGGCAAAGGAGAAAUGCUCACUAACAGGGAUGUAAACAAAUGUGUGCACAACAUUUGAGAGAAAUAAGCUUGCAUAUGGAAAAGUUCUGGGAUCUUUUAUUUCAGCUCAUGAAACAUGGGACCAACACUUUACAUUUAUUUAUUUUAUUAUUAUUUUUUUCACCAAAGAAAACAAGUGAUAGACACAAUACAGAUUUUAAAAAAUGUAAUUACAUUUAACGGUGUGCAGGUGUGGUUGGAAGCCUUGUAAAAAUCACACCACAAAAAAACUAUAUCAAAUACAAAAAUAAAUACAAUACAUCAGUAUAUUUCUAGGCCUGAUUAUCUUUCAUCUAGAAAAGAAAGAGUGGCGCAGUGGUCAAAGGCACUGCAUCGCAGUGCUAGCUGUGCCACUAGAGAUCCUGGUUCGAAUCCAGGCUCUGUCGUAGCCGGCCGCGACCGGGAGACCCAUGGGGCGGCGCAAGGUAGGGGAGAGAAUGGCCGGCAGGGAUGUAGCUCAGUUGGUAGAGCAUGGUGUUUACAACGCCAGGGUUGUGGGUUCGAUUCCCACGGGGGGGCAGUAUGAAGGGGAAAAAAAAUUAUAUAUAAUGUAUGCCCUCAGUAACUGUAAGUCGCUCUGGAUAAGAGCGUCUGCUAAAUGACUAAAAUGUAAAUGAGUCUGUUCAAAUUGACCUCCAAUGAAAAUUCAGUCCACCUCCACUUUUUGAUUGUAUGACAUGUUUUUUGUAUUAGCACCAUGAUAAAAUUACAUUUGGCCUACAUUACUACUGUAUAAAUGUCAAAUUACCGUAAUCACAAUAGAUUAUUGGCAUUAGGCCUAUAACAAACAGACAUAGCCUAUAGUGAACAAUUAAAAUCUACAUUUGACUGUAUAACUAUAUAUAUUUUUUUUUUAUUCAUUUGACAGGCUAUAAUGAUCAAAUAAUCAAUUUCAAACCUACCCGGCACGUUUUCAUAUUCAAAUUUAUGGCGCAAACCCUCCAUACAUGAUUCACGUUUCCAUAUUGGCAGAUUCGCAAAUUACAAAAAUAAAAAAACAUAAUGAUCUUAGACGUUUUCAUAAAAUGUAAUGCAGCCUAUUUUAUCCGUAUGUUUUUCGUCUUUGGACAUUCUUUAUAGUGCAUAUUUAUCCAGAUGUAUAUUAAAAGAUGUGAAACUGAUAGUUAGAUUCGCCACACAGACAAAUAACAACAAAAGGAACCAAAUUACAUUUAACGGUGAAAAUGUGACGCCACUUCACUAGGCGUCCAUUGACUUCAGAAUUACACCUUCCUCAAACACCAAAGAAUGGUACACAUCGAAAUUAGAGCCUUAUUUCGACAAAUACACCAUAGAACAAAUCCUUCUCUAUUUGACGAAAGUGCCCACACGCGCCUGUGGCGUACAGCAGUGGCUGCACCUUUUGUUCGCUGGAGUUCCUGAAUUAUUCCCAUCACAAUGAAAUUACUAGGAUAUUGUGUUGUUGUGUAAACCAUUGACCCCACAUUUCUUGUGAUUAGAUAGGGUUUUAUAUAAUUAAUAAAUCGAUCUGCAAUCGUCCCAUUUACUGAGCUGUAGUGAGAGAUUUUGCAGAACGCAAGCUUGAGGAGCCCUGAGCAGUAAGUGUUUAUUAAUUCAGAGCUACAUUGGCUAUGUAUUCGUGGUGUCUAGAGAGAAAUAGGUUAACAUUUGUAAGGUGUUUUAUUAAUUGUUUUAAUUGCAAUGUAUUUGUGCUUUGAUUUAUGUUACAAUUUGCUUUUCGAAUCGUUUCUUAUCCUAUGUCGCUAGCGACACAAGAAGACCCAGGAUUCUGAGUUCUACAUUAUCAUAAGUAUGAUAUAUUUAUCUUUCCCUGUAAGUAAAUGUAAUUCCCCUAGAACGACAUUGUUGACUAAGGAAAUGGUUUUGCUUUAGUUACAUUAAUAGGUUGCGAUCAGGUAACACAGGGUGUUAUUUUGUAGUGGCUUGGUUGAUCAGGGUGAGGUCUAAACCAUGUGGAGGGAAACAUUGUAUCAAGCUGAUACAUCAUUUGAGCUGUUACAUUGUAUCACCUCGGGUUGUUGUCACCCGUAAGAAUGGUUACAAUGUUACUCAGGCUUCUAUAGAUACACAUGUAUCAUUUUGCUGCAAACUAGCAACAAUGGUUGCAAUCUAGUGGAUAUGGCUAUCUGGUUGCACUUGCAAGCUAGUUGCUACAUAUUUCCUUGGAUCUUUGAGCACGUGAAUAGAACAACAUGAUAUUACGCUAUCCAAAUGAAUACAGGGGCUAAACAUUCGAUCGAUCAAGAGUCAUUCAUAUGAUUUAUUAUCUUAUACGUUGAUUAGCUUGCCAGAGUUUUAUCUGGUACUUCUGGUAAAUAUGUUUUUCCAGUGAGAGUGGAGGCUAUGGGCAGGUGUUUAGAAGUCUGUUUUUUUAUUUAUAUAACGCAUCUGGUCGAAUCAACCUUGAAUUUAUCCGUUAUCUGUAAUCCAACAUUCCAAACGUGUAAAUUAUCUCGGCUGUCAAAUCGAUCCGGUUACUAACUAUCUAGCUAGCUUUUUGUGUCUUCAGUUUAAGAUUUUAAUCAAUAUUUUAUUCGAAAACAUUGUUACUUGUAACGGUAAGUAAGCAGUAUGAUGAGCAAUGUUGCAAGUAAAAUAUAAUUUGCAUUGAUUUAGCUAGCAAGAAAAAUGGUCAGAUGCAGCUGUCGUUGCCAUGGUAAAGUUGACAGCUAUCCAGCCACGUGCCUGCUGUUUGCAGGGUUUUGUUUCCUUGAAAUCAGCAAGACAACAUGGAAUAGCUUUUAGGAUUCCAAAGGGCUAAAGGCAAUGGACACAACUUUGUUGUUUUCAACAUAGACUGACUACUAUAUUGACAUAAUACCCACUGGCAUGUCUGUGUUUCAAUUAAUGUUGGAGUGAGAGAUGCCAACAUUUAUUUAGUGCAAAUUUACACCCUCCCCCCCUCUGUGUCUCAGAUGUAAGCUUGAACAGCUCCUGUCCCAGCAGUGGCCAUCGGCACAAUGGGGCUGGACUUUGACGUGAAGACUUUCUGCCACAACCUCCGAGCCACCAAGCCCCCUUACGAGUGCCCCGUGGAGACCUGUCGCAAGGUCUACAAGAGCUACAGCGGCAUCGAGUACCACCUCUACCACUACGACCAUGACAACCCCAUGCCCGCACAGGGCAUGCCCCAGAAGAAGAGGAAGGGGCGCCCCCCUCGGGUGUCCCUGGUGGGGACCGGGGACGGGGAGGGAGGGGUGGGAAAGGGAUGUGGGCCAGGGCAGGGAGGGAACACCCCUGGGAGUCCUAACCAGUCAGAGCACUCCCACUCCCCAGGCAGAGAGACAAUGACAUAUGCCCAGGCCCAGCGCAUGGUGGAGCUGGAGAUCCAUGGACGCAUCCACCGCAUCAGCAUCUUUGAGAACAUUGACGUCGUGUCGGAGGACGACAGCGGGGCAGAGGACCCUCCGUCCUCGGGCGGAAGUGGGGGAGGGGCGUGUAAUGGGGGUGACAGCGGGGGAGGAGGGAGUGAGGUGGGGGGCAACGGCAAGGACAGGCCAGAUACCCCUGCUGCUAACGGGGGUAAGGCCACACCCAAGUCUGGGAAGCACAAGAGUAAAGAGAAAAAGAAGGAGGGAUCGUCGCACCACCACAGCACUUCCUCUGGCCCGGCGGUCAAACUGCCUGAGGUGGUGUACAGAGAGCUUGACCAGGAGAGGCCCGACGCUCCCACACGACACACAUCCUACUACAGGUCAGUCACAGUACCACACGACACUCAUCCUAUUACAGGUCAGUCACAGUACCACAUGACACUCAUCCUAUUACAGGUCAGUCACAGUACCACACGACACUCAUCCCAUUACAGGUCAGUCACAGUACCACACGACACUCAUCCUAUUACAGGUCAGUCACAGUACCACACGGCACUCAUCCUAUUACAGGUCAGUCACAGUACCACACGACACUCAUCCUAUUACAGGUCAGUUACAGUACCACACGACACACAUCCUACUACAGGUCAGUCACAGUACCACACGACACUCAUCCUAUUACAGGUCAGUCACAGUACCACACGACACUCAUCCUAUUACAGGUCAGUCACAGUACCACACGGCACUCAUCCUAUUACAGGUCAGUCACAGUACCACACGACACUCAUCCUACUACAGGUCAGUCACAGUACCACAUGACACUCAUCCUACUACAGGUCAGUCACAGUGCCCCACGACACUCAUCCUAUCACAGGUCAGUCACAGUACCACACAACACUCAUCCUACUACAGGUCAGUCAGUCAGUUAGUCCUCUGUAGCUUAGUUGGUAGAGCAUGGCUCUUGCAACACCAGGAUAGUGGGUUCGAUUCCCGGGACCACCCAUACUUAAACAAUGUAUGCACUCAUGACUGUAAGUCGCUUUGGAUAAAAGCAUCUGCUAAAUGGCAUAUAUUAUCAUAUUAUAGUCAGUCACAGUACCCUGCCUCAGCUGGUGGUAUUGGAGGUCUCAAUUUCCAUACUCUCUCACUCCAUUCUUCUCUGCUCUCUCUCUCCCCCCACACUUUCCUCUCCCUCAGGUACAUAGAUAAGUCGGUGGAGGAGCUGGAUGAGGAGGUGGAGUAUGACAUUGAUGAGGAGGACUAUAUCUGGCUGGACAUCAUGAAUGACAAGCGGCGUAGUGACGGGGUGACGCCCAUCCCCCAGGAAGUGUUUGAGUACCUCAUGGACCGGCUGGAGAAGGAGUCCUACUUCGAGAGCCACAACAAGGUGACACACUAGAUUCUCUCUCUCUCUCUCUCUCUCUCUCUCUCUCUCUCUCUCUCUCUCUCUCUCUGUCUCUCUCUCUCUGUCUCGCUCUCUCUGUGACAGCUUUUGUGUCAGUCCAGCUUUCCAGACAUGUGAUGUUGACUUGCUUUAUCUGUCACCUUCUGUUGGGUGUGUAGUGUACUGUACUGAGUGAGCAGUAGGAUGUAAAACGGCAUUAGCUGUGUGAGUCUGUUCCCCUAAAUAGUUAUCCCCUUACUUACCCUCUGGUCCAUUUUCUUCUCCCACUUUCCCCUCCUCUUCCAGACGGACCCCAGCGCCCUGAUCGACGAGGACGCCGUCUGCUGCAUCUGUAACGACGGCGAGUGUCAGAACAGCAACGUGAUCCUGUUCUGUGACAUGUGUAACCUGGCCGUGCACCAGGAGUGUUACGGCGUGCCCUACAUCCCUGAGGGCCAGUGGCUGUGUCGCCGCUGCCUCCAGUCCCCCAGCCGCGCCGUCGACUGUGCCCUAUGCCCCAACAAGGGUGGGGCCUUUAAACAGACGGACGACGCACGCUGGGCCCACGUGGUGUGUGCACUCUGGAUCCCCGAGGUAAGAGUGUGUGUGAGGGUAGGAGUGUGUGCAACGGUAGGAGUGUGUGUGUGUGUGAGGGUAGGAGUGUGUGUGUGUGUGUGUGUGUGUGUGAGGGUAGGAGAGUGUGUGCAUGCUGUGCUUGUAUGUAUCAACAAAGUUUUGAUGCUGUGCAUGUCUGUAUCUAGUCUGUCCUGUUGACAGUCCUGUUGUACUGAAUGUGGCUGAUCUCCUCACCCCUUUCUCCCUCUCCUUCUCUCUCCCCAGGUGUGUUUUGCCAACACAGUCUUCCUGGAGCCCAUCGACAGCAUCGAGCACAUCCCCCCGGCGCGCUGGAAGCUCACCUGCUACAUCUGCAAGCAGCGCGGCUCAGGGGCCUGCAUCCAGUGCCACAAGGCCAACUGCUACACAGCCUUCCACGUCACCUGUGCCCAGCAGGCCGGCCUCUACAUGAAGAUGGAGCCCGUCAGGGAGACCGGCGCCAACGGCACCUCAUUCAGCGUCCGCAAGACCGCCUACUGCGACAUCCACACCCCGCCCGGCUUAGCACGCCCCCUCGGGGGGGUGGGAGGGACUAGCAUGGGCUCCUCCCACAGUGAAGGCGAGCUGGAGGAAGACGAUGAGCCCAGUAUAGGUCACGAUGACGACACCAAGGGCUGGAGCUCAGAGCGGGCCAAGAGGGCCAAGGCCAAGUCCAGACUGAAGAUGAAGAGAGCUAGGAAGAUACUGGCUGAGAAGAGGAACGCCGCGCCCGUGGUGUCUGUGCCCUGUAUACCCCCACACAGGUACACACUCACUCACUCUCUCUCUCAUACACACACACACACACACACACACACACACACACACACACACACACACACACAUACUCAUACUCACUGCAGACACAAAGGCAUACAGAUUCAGACUUCACAUACUCUCCCAGUCUCGUCAGUCCUACCAUCUCCCCUGUGUGUUCCUCCCCAGGCUCAGUAAGAUCACCAGUAACCUGACAGUGCCCAGGAAGAGCCAGUUUAUGCAGCGACUGCACAGUUACUGGACCCUGAAGAGGCAGAGCCGGAAUGGCGUCCCUCUGCUGCGCCGGCUCCAGACCCACCUGCAGUCACAGCGCAACACGGAGCAGCUACAGCCGCAGGCGCCACAGUCACAGGUUCCCACGGUAACCACCACACAGGCUCUGUCUGGUGUUGUUAUCACAGCGGUAGGGAGAAUACUACUGGAAGCUCUGCAUGUGUUUGGACUGAAGUGUGCCGGCUUUUCAGAGAGAGAAGGAAAGAGGGAGUGUGUGCUCUGUUUAUGUAAAUGAUAGGGUUGCAUUGUCUCAGGCGAUUGCUUUGUUUGAUUCUGCUGUGAUGUAGUGGGUGUGGUGCUGCAUCCUGAUGAACUGUGUAGGCUUACUGGUGUGUAACACUACCAAACUAACCAGUUUGUGUCUUUGUGUGCAUUUAUUUUGUGUGUGUGUGUGUAUUUGUGUGUGUUACAUUGCCAAUCUAACAUGUGUGUGUGUUGGGGCCCCAGAAGGACAGUGAGGAGAAUAACUUGGCUCUGAAGGAGCAGCUGAAGGCAUGGCAGAGACUGAGACAUGACCUGGAGAGAGCCAGACUACUGGUGGAGCUCAUCCGCAAGAGAGAGAAGCUCAAAAGGGAGACGGUGAGACACACACACACUACUCACAUCCAUACUUCAAGCAUAUCUUUGAAUAUUGACACACAAACACACACUUGACAUCUUGCAGUUUGCACAGUGAGCAGGUGUGCUUAGAGUCUGUUCUGAUGUUGAUCUGUGUGUGUGUUCAGAUCAAGGUGCAGCAGAUGGCGCUAGAGAUGCAGCUGACUCCCUUCUUGGUCCUGCUGAGGAACACACUGGAACAGCUCCAGGACAGAGACACCAGCAACUUCUUCACUGAGCCUGUCCCCCUGGCUGAGGUAACACACACACUUUUUUGGGGGAAAACUCUGACACCCCUUUGUGUUAUCUCACACACACUGUGGCUGGUGGGGUUUAACCCCUAACCUCUCUCUCUCCUCAGGUGCCAGACUACCUGGACCACAUCGAGAGGCCAAUGGACUUCCAGACCAUGUGGAACCUACUAGAGGCUCACUGCUACCUCAGCUUCGAAUCCUUUGAGGCAGACUUCGGCCUCAUCGUCAACAAUUGCCUCAAAUACAACGCCAAGGACACAGUGUUCUACCGCGCUGCUCUGCGCCUCCGGGAGAUGGGUGGGGCCGUGAUCAGGACCGCUCGCAGACAGGCCGAGCGAAUCGGCUUGGACUAUGACACAGGUAUGCACCUCCCUCGAGAGCCCAGCCCGGACAGCCAGCGUGACAGAGAGAGAGACCGAGAGAGGGAGAGAGAGAGGGACAGGGACCGAGAACGAGAACGAGAGAGGGACCGAGACGGAGACAGGCCGCUGUCUUCCAAUGAGGAGGGUGAGUGGCUUGGAGUCCUGUUUUAUCACCAGAUGUUCUACUCCCGCCUCUCCCCCUUUCUCCCUUUCCUACAUUUGUACUCUUCCACUUAAGUUAUUAUGUUGCUGUAUAGCCGUGUGGGAUUCUGUAGUUGUGUUACAUUUCUCUCUGUUUCUUAGACCUGCUCUUACCAGAGAACCGGCGGCGGCUGCCAUUGGAGGAGCAGCUGUGUUUCCUGCAGGCGCGCUUUGAUGAGGUCAACUCGGGGAAGCACAGCAUUGGUCAGUCGCGGCGUGCCAAAGCCCUGAGGAAGGAGAUGACUGUCAUCAAGAGGAAACUUGCCCACCAGAGAGAGGGUGGCUCGGGCAUGGGGGGCAGGGACUCAGGGGGCGGGGGGGACAGGGGACCAUCCCUCCCCCAUCACCCCUCCUCCACAGGACGCCACGACGAGGGGGAAGAGAGCAGCAGUCAGGAGAUCAGUGGCAAGGGUGAGACUGAGGGGAUAUCUAAACUAAACUCAGUGUACAUGCUCCAGUAUUCAUUUACAAAUAGAUCUCACAUAGGCCUACCCAUACUGUUCAUGUCCAACUCUCAUUAUGUUAGAUAUAUGAUAUACCAUUUUCAGUCUCCCUGCUUCUCCCUCCUCUCUCUCCUUAGAUCUAAGUGCAUCAUCCUCAGCUCUAGCUCCAGAGGUGGGACGUCGUACCUCUGUCCUUUUCUCCAAGAAGAACCCCAAAAUGGCCGGACCCCCCAAGAGGCCGGGCCGUCCCCCUAAGAACAGAGACACGGGACACAGAGGGGCAGGGGUGAGCCCCAGUCCAAUAGGUCCCCCUCAGCUGGCCCUCUUGUCUCCCCCUCGGCAGAGGAAGAGACCCCACAGCAGCUCCAGCUCCGAGAGCGACAGUGACAUCGACGACCUCCUCCCGAGUAAGAGACACACACACACACACACACACAAUCAAACCAAUCACAUACACAAUCACACUAGGCCUGUAACAACAUUGUCUUUUAAUGGUUACGACUCUCUAAGGUCAGUCUAGUAACUGUAACGGUUACAACUCUCUAAGGUCAGUCUAGUAACUAACGGUUAUGACGCUGUCUCCUAGGCCUGCCCACUAACGGUUUUGGCGGGGCCAACCAGCCGGUGACGGAGAGUUUUCGGGUGUACAGAAACGAGAGGAGCCUCCCUCGAUCCAGCUCUGACUCUGAAUCCACCACUAGCAGCAGCAGUAGUGCUGCCUCUGACAGAACCAGGUCAUUAUAAUAACCACACACAGACAGACACACACAAUGGUAUUUAUACACAGCCACAUAGUCAAACACAACUACACUGUCUAUGUGCACACAUUGGGUUUAGGAUGAAUGAAGGACUCUCUUUUUGUCUCUCUCUCUCUCUCUCUCUCUCUCUGUCUCUCUCUGUGUCUGUCUCUGUGUCUCUGUCUCUCUCUCUCUCAGUACCACUCCGUCUAAGCAGGGCCGGGGGAAGCAGUCGUUCUCUCGUUCGGCCUUCCAGGAGGACAGCAGUGAGGAGACAUCAGGGACAGAGAACGACUCCUACUCUGUGGGAGGGUCACGCAGCGUCUCACACUGUGAGUGACACACAUACGACACACACAUAUAGGCAUGCAUGCACUUCUCCGUCAUUGUCGAUCUCAUCUAUCGCGCCACCUCUACCUCUCCUUUUCCCAAAGGGUGUGUGUUUAGGAGGUAUAUACAGUGCCUUCUGAAAGUAUUCAGACCCCUUGACUUUUUCCACAUUUUGUUAGGUUACAGCCGUAUUCUAAAAUGUAUUACAUUGUUUUUUUCCCUCAUCAAUCUACACACAAUACCCCAUAAUGUCAAAGCAAAAACAGAUUUGUAGAAAUGUUUGCUAAUUGAUUAUAAAUAACAAAAACGUAAAUAUAACAUUUACAUAAGUAUUCAGACCCUUUACUCUUACUUUAUUGAAGCACCUUUGGCAGCAAUUAUAGCCUCGAGUCUUCUUGGGUAUGACGCUACAAGCUUGGCACACCUGUAUUUGGGAAGUUUCUCCCAUUCUGCUCUGCAGAUCCUCUCAAGCUCUGUCAGCUUGGAUGGGGAACGUUGCUGCGCAACUAAUUUCAGGUCUCUCCAGAGAUUUUUGAUCGGGUUCAAGUCUGGCUCUGGCUGGGCCACUCAAGGACAUUCAGAGACUUGUCCUGAAGCCACUCCUGCGUUGUCUUGGCUGUGUGCUUAGGGUCGUUGUCCUGUUGGAAGGUGAACCUUCGCCCCAGUCUGAGGUCCUGAGCGCUCUGGAGCAGGUUUUCAUCGAGGAUCUCUCUGUACUUUGCUCCGUUCAUCUUUUCUUCAAUCCUGACUAGUCUCCCAGUCCCUGCCGCUGAAGAACACCCCCACAGCAUGAUGCUGCCACCACCAUGCUUCACCAUAGGGAUGGUGCCAGGUUUCCUCCAGAAGUGACACUUGGCAUUCAGGUCAAAUAGUUCAAUCUUGGUUUCAGCAGACCAGAGAAUCUUGUUUCUCAUGGUCUGAGAGUCUUUAGGUGCCUUUUGGCAAACUCCAAGCGGGCUGUCAUGUGCCUUUUUCUGUCUGGCCACUCUAUCAUAAAGGCCUGAAAGGUUCUCCCAUCUCCACAGAGGAACUCUAGAGCUCUGUCAGAGUGACCAUUGGGUUCUUGAUCACCUCCCUGAACAAGGCCCUUCUCCCCCGAUUGCUCAGUUUGGCCGGGCGGCCAGCUCUAGGAAGAAUCUUGGUGGUUCCAAAUGUCUUCCAUUUAAGAAUGAUGGAGGCCACUGUGUUCUUGGAGACCUUCAGUGCUGCAGAAUAUUUAUGGUAACCUUCCCCAAAUCUGUCUCAGAACUCUACGGACAAUUCCUUCGACCUCAUGGCUUGGUUUUUGCUCUGACAUGCACUGUCAACUGUGGGACCUUAUAUAGACAGGUGUGUGCCUUUCCAAAUCAUGUCAAAUCAAUUGAAUUUACCACAGGUGGACUCCAAUCAAGUUGUAGAAACAUCUCAAGAUUGAUCAAUGGAAACAGGAUGCACCUGAGCUAAAUUUUGAGUCUCAUAGCAAAGGGUCUGAAUACUUAUGUAAAUAAGGUAUUUCAGUUAUUAUUAUUUUGUAAAUUAGCAAAAAUGUCUAAAAACCUGUUUUCACUUUGUCAUAAUGGGGUAUUGUGUGUAUAUUUCUGAGGAUUAUAAUUGUUUUAGUCCAUUUUAGAAUAAGGCUGUAACGUAACAAAAUGUGGAAAAAGUCAAGGGGUCUCAAUACUUUCUGAAGGCAUUGUAUGUGUGUGAUUCUGAUGUAUUGUGUGUUUCUCUCAGUAGGGUGGGGCCGGGGCCGAUCAGGUUGUAGGACGCCAUCAGAUGACUACUCUUCCCUUGACGCUCUGGACCUGGUGUGGGCCAAAUGUAGAGGCUAUCCUUCAUAUCCUGCUCUGGUAAUCCAGCCAUGGAUGGACACACACACACAUUAGGAUAAACUAUGGUUGAAAUGUCCAUUCGGCCACAAGUUGCUAGUAUCUCAUACCAACCCAUACCAUAAAAGUUAAAACUAUUGUAUUUACCCGUCCUGUACCCUCCCUCUAACCCUCCCCCUCACCCCUGUAGAUCAUAGAUCCUAAGAUGCCCAGGGAGGGGGUAUUCCACAGAGGGGUUCCUAUCCCCGUGCCCCCCCUGGACGUCCUGAAGUUGGGGGAGCAGAUGACCCAAGAGGCCCGGGAACACCUCUUCCUGGUACUCUUUUUCGACAACAAGAGAACCUGGUCAGUACACUGUCUGUCUCACUCUGUCUGUCUGUCUCUGUCUCUGUCCUCUGUGUUUGUCUUUCUCUGCUCCUCGCUCUCUCUUCCCCCUCUCUCUCUCUCUCUCUCUCUCUCUCUCUCUCUCUCUCUCUCUCUCGCUCUCUCUUUCUCUCUCCUUUCCUCUCUCUCUCCUUUCCUCUCUCUCUCUCUCUCUCUCUCUCUCUCUCUUUGUUCCCACUCAUUUUCAUAUUUCCCCCCUUCUCUCUCCCAUGUGAACCUCUAUCCCUCUCACACUCUGGUAGAGAAGUGUUGAUUUGAAGGCCUCCCCAGUGGAGGCAGCGGAGAACCCAGAAUCAGAGUGUAGCAGCAAACCUCCGUCUGUAGUCAACAACGUGCAGCUCAGCAGCAUUACAUCAGUUCAGAAGGCUGUCUGCACGUAGUACAAUAGCAAAGGAAACUGUUAUUUACAUAGAAAUGCAAGAAAGAAAAGAAAAGCCAUCGCUCGCUAGCAGAAGUGGGUCAGGAGUGAUUGAAGAGGACGCUCUGAAAGAGAACAAAGAGAGAGAAAAUACACUUUGUUUUAGGUCACAACACACGAUACAACUCACAACAGUUGCUGCUGCACUGUGGAUGUGGGUGGAUAAUAAUGACCUGUGUGAGAAAGUGGAUCUAACCCUGUAUGUCCCUGUGUUUUUUAAAACCGUGUCUCUGUGUGUGUUUCUGACCCUGUGUCUCUGUGUGUGUUUCUGACCCUGUGUCUCUGUGUGUGUUUCUGACCCUGUGUCUCUGUGUGUGUUUCCGACCCUGUGUCUCUGUGUGUGUUUCCGACCCUGUGUCUCUGUGUGUGUUUCUGACCCUGUGUCUCUGUGUGUGUUUCUGACCCUGUGUCUCUGUGUGUGUUUCUGACCCUGUGUCUCUGUGUGUAUUUCUGACCCUGUGUCUCUGUGUGUGUUUCUGACCCUGUGUCUCUGUGUGUGUUUCUGACCCUGUGUCUCUGUGUGUGUUUCUGACCCUGUGUCUCUGUGUGUAUUUCUGACCCUGUGUCUCUAUGUGUAUUUCUGACCCUGUGUCUCUGUGUGUGUUUCUGACCCUGUGUUUCUGACCCUGUGUUUCUGACCCUGUGUUUCUGACCCUGUGUCUCUGUGUGUGUUUCUGACCCUGUGUCUCUGUUUGUGUUUCUGACCCUGUGUCUCUGUGUGUAUUUCUGACCUUGUGUCUCUGUGUGUGUUUCUGACCCUGUGUUUCUGACCCUGUGUCUCUGUGUGUGUUUCUGACCCUGUGUCUCUGUGUGUGUUUCUGACCCUGUGUUUCUAACCCUGUGUCUCUGUGUGUGUUUCUAACCCUGUGUUUCUGACCCUGUGUCUCUGUGUGUGUUUCUGACCCUGUGUCUCUGUGUGUGUUUCUGACCCUGUGUCUCUGUGUGUGUUUCUAACCCUGUGUCUCUGUGUGUGUUUCUAACCCUGUGUUUCUGACCCUGUGUCUCUGUGUGUGUUUCUGACCCUGUGUCUCUGUGUGUGUUUCUGACCCUGUGUCUCUGUGUGUGUUUCUGACCCUGUGUCUCUGUGUGUGUUUCUGACCCUGUGUCUCUGUGUGUGUUUCUAACCCUGUGUCUCUGUGUGUGUUUCUAACCCUGUGUCUCUGUGUGUGUUUCUGACCCUGUGUCUCUGUGUGUGUUUCUGACCCUGUGUCUCUGUGUGUGUUUCUGACCCUGUGUUUCUGUGUGUGUUUCUGACCCUGUGUCUCUGUGUGUGUUUCUAACCCUGUGUCUCUGUGUUUGUUUCUAACCCUGUGUCUCUGUCUGUAUGUCUGUCUGUCUGUAGGCAGUGGCUGCCGCGUUCUAAGCUGGUUCCUCUGGGGGUGGACCGGGAGCUGGACAAGGAGAAAAUGCUGGAGGGAAGGAAGUCCAACAUCCGCAAGUCAGUGCAGGUGGCCUACCACCGUGCCAUGCAGCACCGCAACAAGGUCCAGGGAGACCCCAGUAGCGACACCAGCGACAGCGACUGAGCACACGCACCCACAUGCACAGGAUGCACACACAGGCUGCACACUCCCGCAGAUAUGCCGAACACACACACAUAGACAGACACACAAACCAACACGUCUUUGCUGGCCAACCCCUCGUAUUGAUAGGGUAUUGGUUUCAGAUCUGUGGCCUUGGAGAGCCUAGCACCCAGCACGUAGGAGAAUAUGCCAGUAGUACCUAUUGGAAAGCACAUGCAACACCCUCUCUCCAACACACACACACAUUGUUGGCACACACAGUGGUAUUUAAUCUGAGAUGUAAAAUAUGUAUUUAAGAGAAUUGAAACAAAAAGGGUAUUAAG
Messenger RNA from Coregonus sp. 'balchen', 49890 nucleotides. Lineage: Eukaryota; Metazoa; Chordata; Actinopteri; Salmoniformes; Salmonidae. The record is from the annotation of a GenBank genome assembly.